Molecule: messenger RNA, 47612 nt
Organism: Coregonus sp. 'balchen'
Lineage: Eukaryota; Metazoa; Chordata; Actinopteri; Salmoniformes; Salmonidae
Source: the annotation of a GenBank genome assembly
AUGCCCUUCCACUGUAUCGACCCAUCGAGCGUGUCAGAGCCCAUUGCUGAUGACCCAUAUCAGGGCGAUGAGAUGGACUGCUGCUCCUCUGGACCCAGCAGCGCCCGCUACAGUGUGACCUGCCCCAUAAUCCACUUAAGGAGAUGGGUUAUGCUAAGUGGCACUUCCACGACUACACCAUCAAUUUCCCUAUUAGGGCCAGUGGGGGCCUAGCUAAAGCAGCCCGUCAAUACAGAUGGGCGAGUCAGAUAGUCAAAAAAGGAGACUGAGACGGAGGACAGUAGGGAAGCAUCUGGGCUCCCGGGUACAUAUAUAUUUGUUUAAUGUUGUACAAGAUUGCGUUAUACAGUGAGGGAAAAAAGUAUUUGAUCCCCUGCUGAUUUUGUACGUUUGCCCACUGACAAAGACAUGAUCAGUCUAUCAUUUUAAUAGUAGGUUUAUUUGAACAGUGAGAGACAGAAUAACAACAACAAAAUCCAGAAAAACGCAUGUCAAAAAUGUUAUAAAUUGAUUUGCAUUUUAAUGAGGGAAAUAAGUAUUUGACCCCUCUGCAAAACAUGACUUAGUACUUGGUGGCAAAACCCUUGUUGGCAAUCACAGAGCUCAGACAUUUAUUGUAGUUGGCCACCAGGUUUGCACACAUCUCAGGAGGGAUUUUGUCCCACUCCUCUUUGUCAUUAAGGUUUCGAGCCUGACGUUUGGCAACUCACCCCUUCAGCUCCCUCCACAGAUUUUCAAUGCGAUUAAGGUCUGGAGACUGGCUAGGCCACUCCAGGACCUUAAUGUGUUUUGGGUCAUUGUCAUGCUGGAAUACCCAUCCACGACCCAUUUUCAAUGCCCUGGCUGAGGGAAGGAGGUUCUCACCCAAAAUUUGACGGUACAUGGCCCCGUCCAUCGUCCCUUUGAUGCGGUGAAGUUGUCCUGUCCCCUUAGCAGAAAAACACCCCCAAAGCAUAAUGUUUCCACCUCCAUGUUUGACGGUGGGGAUGGUGUUCUUGGGGUCAUAGGCAGCAUUCCUCCUCCUCCAAACACGGCGAGUUGAGUUGAUGCCAAAGAGCUCGAUUUUGGUCUCAUCUGAACACAACACUUUCACCCAGUUCUCCUCUGAAUCAUUCAGAUGUUCAUUGGCAAACUUCAGACAGGCCUGUAUAUGUGCUUUCUUGAGCAGGGGGACCUUGCGGGCACGGCAGGAUUUCAGUCCUUCACGGCGUAGUGUGUUACCAAUUGUUUUCUUGGUGACUAUGGUCCCAGCUGCCUUGAGAUCAUUGACAAUAUCCUCCUGUGUAGUUCUGGGCUGAUUCCUCACCGUUCUCAUGAUCAUUGCAACUCCACGAGGUGAGAUCUUGCAUGGAGCCACAGGCCGAGGGAGAUACUUAUUUCCCUCAUUAAAAUGCAAAUCAAUUUAUAAAAAAAUUUACAUGCGUUUUUCUGGAUUUUUUUGUUGUUAUUCUGUCACUCGCUGUUCAAAUAAACCUACCAUUAAAAUUAUAGACUGAUAAUUUCUUUGUCAGUGGGCAAACGUACAAAAUCAGCAGGGGAUCAAAUACUUUUUUCCCUCACUGUAAAUGGUCUGGCUAUUUUCAAAAACCUCUUUGAUCCAGUGAAGUGUACCGUUUUAAAGUAAAUCGAAAGUUUACCUUUCACAGUCGCAGUGGCUGAACUAAUUUUUGAGUGAUUGAUAAUUGGAUCUUAUCGUACAAUUAGCGGUUUCCUCCUAUCAGGAAAUCUGUGUCCAUGAAACAGGCUCUCGCAUUGAUUCCCCCGCAUUGAUUCCCCCUCGCAGGGAUGCAAGUGGUAAUAUUUCCCUCCUCCCACUAUCCUCAGCUUUAAUUGAAAUGUAAAGGAUGCCUCACUGGUUGCACGGCAAUGUUGUGCCUAAUUUAUUUUGUCAAUCGCUGGACCUCUCCAUGGUUGGUCAUUAUCUUGUACUUCCAGCAGUGCCUUUGGUUCUAUCUCAGCGUCAACGUGAAAUAAAUGUUAAAAUCCUAAAGGUGGCAUACUCUGAAUAUAUAAACACUCUGCCAAGAACUCGGCUUUAACUUUUUGGGGGGACAACAAAGAUGGAAGGCAUUUUUACAGCUGUAUCGAAAGGUUAGGGUUUCUUAAAAUGUGUGUCUGUGCUGGGCUGAUAAUAACAAUUUCAAAUUUUUCUCUAUGUGUGGUCUCUGCAGAGUGUGGUUCAGGAGGAUCGGGUUCAGGUAUUGAGAGCUGCGAACAGGACAGGUGUCGUACGUUCGGAGGCUCGUGGGACGAGGACGCAGAGGACGACCGCUGUGUCUGUGACUUUGACUGCCAUCGCGUGCCUCGCAACCCGGUAAGCCUUAUCCUCCAUAACUUAGCCCUCCACAAACAACCACAACCCUGUACGUGGGUUUUACUGCAAUAGAGGUGGUUUUCAGUUUCACACAAGCCUAGGUAAUUCCUAGGUAAUGAAUGCAUGACAUCUGACAUUUACAUUCAAAUGUCUGUGCAAUCACAUUUUCAUAUUGAGAUUGACCUUGCAAUGUCACGUGUUUGAAAAGGAAUGAUGUACUUAGAGUAACUUUGAAAUUAAAUCACACGCUGAUAUGUUCCAGCAUUCAUGUGAUUAUGACUACGAUUCUCCUCAGGUGUGUGGCUCAGAUGGGAAGACCUACAGCAACGAGUGUGAAAUGAAGAAAGCCAGGUGCGAAAGGCAGGAGCACCUGCUGAUCCAGAAUCAGGGACCCUGCACAGGUGAGCAGCCUGGACACCCCACCAUAACUGAUCUAAGAUCAGCCAGAGUGAUAACCCAUCUCUUACUUUGAGAGAUAACCCAUCUCUUACUCGUAAUUCACCCAGCUUAGUACUUUGUCAUAAAGCAACGCCUAGAAAUCCUGUUGUUUCUUCUGAACACCACUUUGGUUGGUAGCCUAUCCAACACAGUGCCAAAGCUGGCUAGCGAGAGCUUCCCUCCCCCGAUUGGAUGCCUACAUAUAGCUCAACAUGCAUGUGGCUACCAAAGGCUCUAGGCUGCCACCACAGAUGCUAGGCAAAAGUAGGGAAGGCUUGUUCUAUGUCUUGUUCUACGUUCUAAGUCCCUGCCUUGGCAGUGCAAACCAUGAGCUCUCUGUAGUAGGCCAGAGAAAAGCAAAGGGCACAUAAGAUAUUCUGUGUGAUCACUGCAGCUCGUUUGAUUCCCUGCAGCCCUGAAAAGAGCGAGGGAGCAAACGAAAGAGAGAGAAAUGGAGAGAGCUCUCCGCUCCGGUUUCACACUCACAUCCCUGUAGAGUCGUCCCUCCUAAGCUGGCCACUUUGGGCGCUUUCUGUCACGCUUCUCCACAAUCCGCAGAGAAUCAAUUCCUUUUUUCUUGUGGAGUGCUAUUGGUGCGCGAGCUCAGGGCCCUCUUCUUCUCCCAAAAAGCUCAGAUCAAUUGGAAUCUCUUCAUUAGCUAUGCAUGGAGGAACUUGUCUUUGACCACGGUUUGACCUCCAAGCCUUCAAUCUCAAGGAAGCACCUGACUGCUUUAACUUGACAAAGGGGGUUUGAACUCAACACAACCUUGUGUUGUUGUUUUUUACUGUCUUAUGUGGUUUAUAAACACCUUACGUGUUGUGUCUCUGGGAAAAUGUUUCAUCAUGCCUUUCUGAGUUCUUUGAUCUAUGACAGCUGUCUCAAAUAACUUUCAAGCUGUCCUAUUUUGCAUUUUUUUAUCAGAAAACUGGGUCAGUGAUUCCAGUUUUCAUGAGGUCUAAAGAAAGAUUCUGUGGUAUAUACCGUUGCUUAGUACACAGGCACUCAAUUCUCCCCUUGUUGAAAUACAAAGGCUACAUACAUAGCCGUGGCAGCAGCAGACCUUGAGAUAGAGAGAGAGAGUAAUACUCGCAUAUCAGAGAGAACUGUAUUGUGCCAGACAAUGGCCACUGUAGAGGAAAAACCAAUAGGUUGAAGAACAUAUGAAAUUAAAAGUUCUCUCUUGUCCUAAUAGGCUCAGUACAGAUAGUAGCGGGAGCGCUGAAAAGUGGCAAGUUAAUGAACUGUGUCCAAAGCUCAUCGCUGGAGUGGAAAAGCACUGGAAAAAGAGAGAGCAAGUCAUCACCAUUAGGCUUCGGCUCAUAUCCACACCAGUAACAGUGUGAUUUAUGGGCCGGUAGCUGCAGCCUCCAAACUCCAAAUGAGGAACACAAGAGAGGAAGAAAGAAAGAGCGAGCGAGCGAGGGGGAGAGUUCUUCCUCCCAACUCUACCACUGGCGGCCAUUUCGAUCCAAGGCCUGAAGAGAGUUUAAGCAAUAAUAUAUUGCCUUGGCCGUUGAACAACCCCCCCUCCCUUCCUCUUUUCCUUCCAUCCUUCCAUAUCUCGCUCAUUUCCCUUGUACACAAGUGCUCUGUUGGGUAACAUAUUUGUUUGGGGUGUGUUGUAUGCGGUUUUCGAGCUGUCACGUCGCCGUGGAAUCUGGCGCUCCCACAGACAAAACAACUACACACAUACGCUCACAGAUUGGCCCAGUCCAUCAAAUUCAGCCGUAGACUCGUUUUUUUUCUGCUUCUGCGAGCUUGUAGCGACGUUGUGUCGCGCUCUGCAAUUUCACAGGAGAACAAAUUAAGAGAAUAGGGCUCCUAGGAAGUGGCAAAUGUCAGCUGUUGCAAAUCCACUAGGAACACCAUUGUUUAUUUUCACUGCACUGGAGGUAAUAGCAUAAUUCUCCCUCUGAUUUUGAGCCAUUGUCAGGAUUGGGAAAAUAUCAUUGUUAUCUGGAAGCCAGAUGCCAGCUUCUCCACCCCUGGCUUUCCAGGCGAAACUCAUUGUUGCAUGUUGUUCAGAGAUUGUGUCUUCUAAUUCCCCUUAAAAGAGCCUUCACUGUCACUUCUCUCCCUCUUUUGUUCCAUCCUCCGUUUCGGCCCCUCAUCAGCAAUUUCGGCCACCUCUCCGACAGAGCUGACAGCGCCGGAACACUGCAGUCAGUCAGUCUAUGGCUGUUGCCGGGACAACAAGACGGCGGCCCUUGGUGUGGGACUUGCCGGAUGCCCCAGUAAGUGCGCCAACCUCUCACAUGACAUCCAACCUCUCACCUCUGAGCAACAGCAGACCGUUUCCAGUCUCGCCUCUGACCCCUCGUAUUAUAUCCAUCACAAUGGUAUUCACUUAUUGACCAGAUGCGCACAAUCAGCCUAGCAUACAAUUCUUUAAAAUGAAAACCUGCAUAUAAAGUGAUAUCUAAAGGUGAACAUAUAAGGCUGGUUUCCUGGACACAGAUUCAAGUCUAGUCCUGGGCUGGGUUUCCCAAAAGCAUCGUAGCACUAAGAUCAUCUUAUUUCCAUUGAAACAAAAUGUACGAAAGAAAGAUGAUCUUAGUGCUACGAUGCUUUUGGGAAACCCAGCACUGGACUAGACUUGAAUCUGUGUCCAGGAAACCAGCCUUAUAUGUUGACCUUUAGAUAUCACUUUAUAUGCAGGUUUUCAUUUCAAAGAAUUGUAUGCUAGGCUGAUUGUGCUCAUCUGGUCAAUAAGUUAAUACCAUUGUGAUGGAUAUAAUACGAGGGGUCAGAGGCGAGACUGGAAACGGUCUGCUGUUGCUUUGCUGUUGUAGCUAUAGAUAAUUAUCUAAUUAAUUAAAUAAUUCAAUGUCAUUGGUGUCCCCUAGGUACAUGCCAGUGUAACCCGUACGGCUCAUACAAGGGGACUUGUGACCCGGCCAGCGGCCAGUGCUCCUGUAAGCCCGGCGUCGGGGGACAGAAGUGCGACCGCUGCGAUCCAAGCUUCUGGAACUUCCGCGGCAUCGUCACAGAGAACUUGAGCGGAUGCACACGUAAGAGACCUCCUCCUACUCUGCCUCUUUCGCCAUCUCUUUUCUUCUCAUGAACUGUCCUUACGUAGGAAACAGAAGAGUUAUGGUCCUGUAUAGCACAGUUAGUAGACUAUGACACUUGCAACUCAAGGUUUAGGAAUUUUUUUAUUUGACUUCUCUAUAGACCCUUUUCCAGUACACGACACACUGACGUCACGGACAGAUGUGCCCGACUCUUUGCGGCAGUAAGAAAGCCAUCGCCAUCUGCGCCCAUUCAACAUAGCCUAGAUUUACGUUUUUUUUAAACUUCUAAACAAAAUAGAUUUUUGGGGUUCUCAUACGCUUACAAUUAUGUUUUGAUUCUUGCUUGAACAGUCGCUAAGAUUAUAUUUGGUUGUGAUCUUUGCAAAAUAACUAUUUUGGAUGCAGCAGUUGUUAGCUAGAAUGCUAACGCUCAUUGAUAUAGGCUGUAGCAAAAGCUAGCCAAAGAGCCAUUUUACUGGUUGAAGUUGAAGUGUUUUUUAAGUAUAAUGCAGUUGAUUUGCGAUGAUGACACAAACAUUAAAUUAAGCAGGAUAUUCAUACAAGCCUUAAAAUCCAAUUAUAAUCCAAAAGUAGUGUGAAAUGCACUCAUGUGGCAAUGUUUGUAAACACAGAUAGGGGUCUAUUGGGCCGUCUAGUAUUUUUUUCCUUUUGGGCUUGACUUCAGCUAAACUGCAGUACCGAAAGUGCCCUCUGAGCACAGUGGAAAGAGUGCUUCCUGACUGGAACACUGGCCCCAUGAGGUUUACUCACGGACAAGCAAACAGUACACACAUCAGUGCAGAGUUCAGCAGGGGGAAAAACAUUGAUUCCAGGAACAUGAUGGGGUUUGAUGUUGUCCCUUGCGGGCUGGUGGCUCUCUGUGAUCUUGUUGGCCCAUCUACCCUCUCCCAUCUUGCCACAGGGCUGUCUGGCUGGCCUCGGCCUGAACUAUCUCUGACCCCAGUCCCCGACAAUGAAGCGCUGAGAUUUACAUCAACCCAGGGGUCACUUCUGAGUUGGCCUGUGUGUGUGUGUGUGUGUGUGUGUGUGUGUGUGUGUGUGUGUGUGUGUGUGUGUGUGUGUGUGUUUGUGUGUGUGUUUGAAAGAGAGUGUGUGUGUAGGGGCUGGUUUCUCAGACACAGACCAAGCCUAGUCCUGAACUAAAAAGCAUAAUAGAGAAUCUUGGAGAGUGUUAGGGAUAGAGUAGAGGGAUAGUCUUUCAUUAUGAUGAACAGAUGGACUUUUAUUCACUGUAUUCUAUGCAUCCCUUUCUCUCUCCAUCCCUUUCUCCCUGUCUCUCUUCCUCCAUUCCCCCCUUCUUCUCCCUAUUCAUAUCUCCCUUUCUCUCUUUCUUUCUCUCUUUCUCUCUUUCUCUCCCUCGGUGUUCCAGCGUGUAACUGCGACGCGGUGGGCUCGGUGAGGGACGACUGCGAGCAGAUGUCAGGCCUGUGCUCCUGCAAGACGGGAGUGAAGGGCAUGAAGUGCAACGUGUGCCCCGACGGCAGCAAGAUGGGUGUGAGCGGCUGUGACACAGGUAAGGUGGAGCCCCCGCUGACUGACGUGUGCCACCUGCUAACUCGCCGCGACAUCGAUGAAGCAUGGCGAGUGUGGUAACACCUCUCGUCUAGUCCCUGUUACUCCUCUCGUCCAGGGGGCGGCCUUGCAGAGCCUUUUAAUGAACUCAAUGGCUUUUUCUCAAAGACACGUGUUUUAGCAGCAUUUAGAACAGUGAACACGUUUGCAGUACAAUAGCUGUCGUUGUUCAUGGUGUUAUCUGAAGGAAAAACAAAUCAGAAUGGGAAAUAUUUUAAGCACUUCUAUUUUGGCCAUUUAUCCAGUAUCCAGUCAUUUAGCCCUCUAUCAGUAGUUUCCCUCGCCCUCCUCCAUUCUAAUUUAGCCCAAUGAAUACACACAUAACUCCAGUUGACGGAAAGGGAAGGUGAGCCCCUGCUGUGUCGUCCUGGUCUCGUUAAGACCCACCGUCAGCUAUCGACAGGAAAUCAAGUGCUUAAUGAAGUCAAUAGUCCCAGCCCAGCAGUGGUGGUCUGUGGCGUACCGGUAGAUGAAAAAAGAGGGUCCUGGUGGUGGGGGGGUACAUGAAAACCAAGAGGAGGCGCUCCGCACGGCUGUUAUGUCAGCGCAGAGAGCCCACACUCAGCGCCUCAGGGGCUCAUGGGUAGGAUUCUGGGGCCAAGCCCCUGCUGCUGCUGAUGCAACCCAGUGGUGAUAUGUGUCAACGCUUCUAACAGGUUCCUUGGUGAAAGUACCAGAGAUCAGUGCUGCUUAGACGCCCAGCCAAAACAAUACAUUUUUUAAUUGUCUUGAAAAGAGUCCACAAAUUUACUUUAUAUUAAAGAUUCAUCAUUAAUAUAAUCUGUAUGGAAAGCAUAACCAUUAAUUCAUCUGCAUAACCUACCCAUGUUUUUAUAUGUGGAACUAUUACUGCGCAUAUCAAAUAUGAUGAUGAUUAUCAACUAGGAUUAAGGGCAGUUAAGAGCGCCAAGCUCACAUGCUAAUGUGAGCAUCAUGAUUUGGCCCAGGAAUACCCAAUUAGAUGAAUGGCCAGUGAUGCCAUAGCUGCCUAUCUAUUGUCCCAUGAGUUGAUUUGAACCCCUCAUUCCCAUCUCAGGUGCCGAUGCCCCAACCUCAUGUGAUGAGCUGGACUGCAAGUUUGGCGCGUUGUGUGACAAGGUCAACGGUCAAGUCCACUGCGAAUGUCCCUCUCCCGACUGUGACGAGAAGAACAAGACCAAGGUGGGCCUCUACAUUCUCUUCUCUAUGACCAAUCAGUCCUCUUCUCUAUGACCAAUCAGUCCUCUUCUCUAUGACCAAUCAGUCCUCUUAUCUAUGACCAAUCAGUCCAUACUGUCAGAAGUCCAGCACAGAAUCCAGACCCCAGCACCUGGAACUACCAAGCUUCAGUUCCCCAUUUAGUAGCAACGGUGGUUGGUAGUAGGCAACGCUAGAGUUAACAAGUUGUAGCUUCUUCUUGUUCUCUCUUUUUCCCGAGCAGGUGUGCGGCUCUGAUGGGGUGACCUACGCUGAUCAGUGCCAGCUGAGGACCAUUGCCUGUAGGCAGGACAAGCAUAUCACAGUGGAACGCUUUGGCCAGUGCACAGGUGAGCCCCGUUUGGCCUCCAUACAUCAUACUAGGGGAAGUCCAACUCCUGUUGUCAGGCCCAUAUCAAAAGAUAAUGAGUAAUGCCACAGGCAUCGGAAAGACCAACUGUCCUCUCUCUAACUAUCUGGACUAGGGGAUAUGGGUUGUGUCCACUUUGGGUUUGGUGCCGUAUUGCUUCACUGUCUCUUUCACUGUUUUCAGUUUGUCUGUGGAUAGCCUUUAUAGUUAUACUUAUAAGUACGUAAACUUUACUUUACACAUUACUGUAGUAACCUCUUAUACGGUCUAACUGUUUUAAAAACACUUUUUGAGACUGACUUCACAAGAUAUCAUCAAGUCUUUUUAUUGUAGUGUGUGUGGGCUUUAUAUGUCAAGAAUUUGCAGUAAAGCACAAGUUUUCUCUGUGGCCACCAGUUGUGGAAAUAACGAACAGCUGGCUUGUCGUCAACAUACCUGUGAGCGCAUACGAUGACAGCUGAGGCUCUUUACCCAUCAUCCUCCCUGCUUGGGAUUGCAGUGUCACUGCGAGUGAAAUCAACACCGUGGCUGACAGAGAGGAGCGAGGAAGAAGGAAAACAAAGUCUUGGGAGAGAAACGAGGCCUGACGGAUGCUCCCCUGUAGAUAGAGAUGCUGCAGUUUGGAUGGAGCCUGCUGAGCCACGGAUUCCCCAGAAAGGAGUGACAUUUCACUGUUUGAUUCCCUCCACCCCUGUGUGGAUUAGGGAGGUUUAGCUCCAAAAACCUCUGUGGGGAAUCCUUCAAUCCCUGUCGCAUUUUUUAGCUGGAUGGAGUGCACCACUACACUGAGUGGUAUAGUGUGCACUGGGACAAGCGCCAAGGCCGUGGCUUUCAUGUACGAUGGACGUGUUGAGCCGAGCACCGGCAAGCGUCACGGCAGGGCCCGCGGGGACAGCAUGGCACUGGGAAGCGCUGGCAGGCGGGCACAGGAAGGUUGGACAUGGGCCAGUGCCAGGUGCCUAGCAUCUCGCUCAGGAAAAUGUUUGCUCACCUCACCGCUUAGCGCCCACAGAUCAGACGAACGCAAAAAACAGCAAUUCGAGAAAAGCCUAAUUCUCUUACUCCCUGCUGAUCUUGGUGCAGUUUGUCAGGCCUAAAGUAGGUGCAAUACUUCGGAGACUCCACCUCAAUCCCUAACCAAGGCUUCUGAAAUAGCGCUUUGUGGUGGACUUAUACAUACAGGUACACUGGAGUAACAGUAAUUUUCUCUAUAAGAGGCCAACAGCGCUUUGAUAGGCCCGGAACAUCUGGUGAUUAGAGAUUCGUUACCGGUGAAAUUCACUCCAGACUCAUUCUCUGUUGCCUGGCGAUGGAAAGGGAAAGGGGCUACCUAGUCAGUUGCGCUACUGAAUGCAUUCAACCGAAAUGUGUCUUCCGCAUUUAACCAACCCCUCUUAAUCAGCGCCCGGGGAGCAGUUGUUGUUGGGGGUUAACUGCCUUGCUCAAGGGCAGAACGGCAGAUUUUUCCACCUUGCCGGCUCAGGGAUUAGAACCAGUGACCUUUCGGUUACUGAACCGCUAGGCUACCUGCUGCUCACAUGAGACAUUGGUAGUAUGUAAUUCCUUACCUAGUGUGUAGCCUUAUUCGGAGGGAGAAAGAGUUGUAACAGAGACCGCUUUCUCUCUCUCUCUCUCUCUCUUUCUGAGCCUGAGGGGAAAGCCAGGUGAACACGACGGGCCUCCGACUUGUCACAGCAGCUCUUUUCAUUUCUUCCUUCGGAUGCGGUUGCGCCAUGGGUAGCGGGCUCCUCCGCCGCCCCCAUGUUGGGGGUUAGCGCGCGAGCUCAUUUCACGUGUGACUGGGUGCAAAUUAGCAUUAGCACUGCUCCACCCUCCUACCGCCGCUGCCCCUCGUCUCCUGCUGAUCUGAUGCAGCUCUUAGUAAGAAUUACAGAAAUAACUUCAAUGCUAACACCUAGCGCAGAAGCACUACUGAGGGCCUAUGCCAUUCCUACAGAAACCAUAGUCGAGCUACAAGCCUCAAGCCUCCUUGAUCUGAUGUAACUCCACCGUCGUAUUGUACGUCAGUGCUAAUGGCUCCACACUGAAGCAAGUUUUGCAGAAAGUACAUCAAAUGGCUACUGCUGUUAUCUGACCCAUCUCUCAGGCACUUUUGAGUCUUCUCUAUACUACACAUAAUUACUGCUUAUGGCUAUGUAGCCCAUCUCAGAGCUAGAUGAACCAAUCCAGGGGAAAACCAGUGAAAGCGUGAAAGGUACAAGCCACUAAAAGAGGGUAUUUGAACGAAUGAGAAACUUCUGGCACCGAUCUUGUCCAGAAGUUGGCCAGUGGCCUGGUUCUCCCAUAUGGUGUCAUCACCUCUACGUUUGCGGCAAAUUGGCAGCGAACACAAGCAUAUGGCAUCAUCAGUUUUCUGCCUGAAUGUUAGUCAGGGUUCUCUUGUCUUAUACGCCUCUCCCUCAGUCCUCCCAUUUUCCCAGAUGAAUUUGUCUUCUCUCCCUCCCUCUCUCUCUAUCUCUCUCUUUCUCUCACCUCAUACUUUCCCUCAUCACUUCUUGGUCUUAUUUCCUCUGUCCCUCUUUUCCUGUCUUGGUCUCUUUCUUUUUCUUUUUCUCUUUCUCCCCCUCCCCCACUGUUUUUCUCCCUCUUCCAUUUUCUCUCGACAUUCUAAUAUGAGAUUCCUCCUCCCCACUGAUCAUGGCAGACACUGCAAACAAUCUUAAUAACCGGCUUUCAAAGAUAACUACAUAGCCCAGACAAGUGAAGAUGACAAUGAUUUUUCUCCCGCCCGCCCGCCGAUAUAACAGUCUGCCUCUCGGGAAAAAAAGCAAAAAGCAAAUGGAGCGUUAAACCUGAUUAAGGAAAGCUUCCACCAAACUGACUACACUGUCAGUUGUUCUUCCUACCUUUCUUUCUUUCUCUUUCUCUUUGUUUUAUUUUACCCAUACAUCCUCGAGCAUUUGCCGCCAAAGGACGCCGUAUCCCAGACACCUGCUCCCCUGGCGCCGCCGACGCAAGGCUUGGCACCUGAGUGACAGGUGUAGCCAAUAGAAAAAGUAAAGUGUGCCACCGCCUCGCUCACGGCGAUAGCAAUCACUGUUGCACUCUCAGGGCUAAGCUGACAUACUGUAUCUCUCCAGACUGGCUCCUCUGCCUCCUCUCCUCUGGAGCCUAGCAGGGUGGAAGAUAGUGGGGUGCCUGGCUGAUAAUACCCAGCGCUUCGUCAAGGUAUCACAUUUCACACUUCACGGUGUAAUUGCCGAUCAAAUAAGAGAUUAUUAGUGUGCAAUUAAAUCCUACGCAUAAUAUUAGCCAAAUUCAAAUGAGGUUUUAUUUCCCCCCUCGACACACAAUGGAUGGGGUAGGAGCAUCAGUAUCGUUAUGCCUAUCGUUAUGCCUGGCUGGCUCGCCAUCAUCCUAGCAGCUACACUCUCAGACUCACCUCUACCCCUCAGGAUUUUUUGUCCUAUUGUAUCGGUUUUAUCCGAUACAUUUUUGUCUUUGUACCAAAGCCUUGCAUGGGUAAUGGUCUCAGCUCAAAGAAAAAAAGCGGUCCCUCUCUCUGCUGACAGCAGGGAAAGGGUUUCGGAGAGUGUUUUUUGGAUGGCAUGUAUGACUGUGUUGACAAGGCUGCCUGACGCGGCGGAGUUGACGGAUGCUUGUGCGGCUGUGAGCCGAGUCUGUAGUCUUUGAAGCCAAAGUAAAACCCAGCUUUUUCUGCCCCAUUUAUAUCAAUCAUUCAUCACCAGAGGCGCUGGCUGUCUGUGAUUAAAGCUCCACUACAGGAGGGCAACAUUUGAAUAUGGAUAUAUAAUUCAUACCCACAGACACACACCAACACUGAAGAAAAACACACGCCUCACAAACACACACACACCGACACACACACACGCCAGUGCAACUGCAGUGCAGCUUAACCCUAUAUAGGCCACAUUAUUCUUCUCUGUACACAAACAGACUGCAGUGCAUUUGAACUCAACAGUAUGCAGUGGUGUAAUGUACUUUAGUAAAAAUACAACUUACUUCUGAAAAAUCUGAAUUAAAAUAAAUUAUUAAUGAAAAUACAAAUGUAAAGUCCUGUAUUAGUGGACCGAUAUAGCCGUCUGUAGCGCAUGCAGAAAAACAUCUGCCGCAGUGAAAAACAUCUGCCACUGUGGGAAGCUUUGGAGUCAACAUGGGGGUGCAACUUAAUAUUAGGAUGGUGUUCCUAAUGUUUGGUAUACUCUGUAUAUUCCAUAUUGCAAUGAGACUGGCCUAUGCUAUUGUAUGUCGAUCUGUAUUGGGUGCUCAGGUGCCUGACGUGACCAUAACACACAAGACUGAACCAUAAAGGGUACAACAUUUAAAAACAAGGAGAGGGUGGGGGGGAGGUCGUAUUUGGUAAAGGUGUACAUGGGGACUAUAAGGAGAGAAAAACCAAAGCAUUUCCAUCUUUGCUUACCCAUUCAUCCAUUCCUUGCUUCCUCUCCUCCCCUUCCUUCCCCAUGCAGAAAGCAUCAUAGAGCCGGCCGGCCGACCCACUCCUUACCCCCCCACCUCCCACGCCGCCUCCACCACCCCCUCCACCGCCCACGUCAGGCUCACGUCGCCGCACCACGGCACAUCACUCUCUCCCUGGGACGAUGAUCUAACGGAGAGGCCACCGGCCUCGUUCGUGGAAGCCUUGCCGCCCCCCAUGGCCACGGAGAGCGCUCUCACCACCAACCGCCCCGUCACCACCCCCCACCACCCACCUCACUCCACCACCCCCCACCUGCCCGGUCACACCAGCCCUGGCUCCUCCCCUACCGCCUUUGAAGACUCAGGGAGCGGCGAGCCCAGCGGAGACGACCAGGUGGAGGAAGAGGAGGAGAAUGAGGAAGAAGGUAGCGCUUUCGGAGUUCCGGAGGCGAGCGGAGAGGAGCCAGUUGGUAAAUCAAAGCUCUUUCACUUCAUUACCCAUAAUGCUGCUCUGCUAUGGGUCAGAGGUCAGAGUGGGAGGGAAGGGUUGAAUAUGGGCCUCUGACCUGACUCACGGUUUGAUAUGUCUCAUUGCUACAUCAUAAACCAUUUAAACAGGUCAUUAUCUGAUAUUAUACAACAAACAUAGAGGUGUGCAUUUUCAAAGUGCUUUCAGUUAGGACUAAUCCAAAUGUUAGGCAGAGAAAUACCAGAAUGUAUUCUAAACCCAAGACUGUUGUCAUGGUAUCCUCCAUUCUUUCAAAAUAUAAAGCUAUUUUCACAUUUGAAAAGUUUCUCUCACCACGUAACUGAUUUUGUAGAAUUGGAAAACAGAAAAGCUGAUGAGGUUAUUGGCUUAUGUCGGGGGAUUGUUUCAAGCCUGAGUUGUUAGCUUGAUAAGAAUAUCUUACCUUGUCAUUGCUACAUAAUGAUACGGAACACGACUCUCUUUCUACACACUAAAAUCCCUCUACCGCAUUCCGGCCUUAUAGCUAAACCACUCCGCGAAGCACCACACUUCAGAGACUGCUAGACAAACCCUUUUCAAUCAGCUUUUUUACCAUUCCAAAGCUCUGUGACCCCUCAGUCUCCCAACAGCUUGCUGUGACACUCCUGAAUUGAUGGAACACAAGCCUCUGCACUUCCUCAGUCGCUUACCCCACCCUCGCAGAUUUAUUCUCUUGUCAGCAGUGGACCGGAGCGCUCGCUGGCGCCCAUGGCCUGUCUGCCAAGGAGACCUGGUUCUCCUGCCUGCCUGUGUGUGUGUGUGUGUGUGUGCGUGCGUGUGUGUGUGCGUGCGUGGAUAAUUUUUGUCUAGGUGUGUGUGUGUGUGUGUCUAAGUCUAUGUGUGUGUGAGUGGGUGGAUGUUUGUUAGCCAGUUCCAUGGCUCUCAGUGAAGCAAUACAUAGUCCCUGAGCCGUAGCACUCCCCCCUACCCCCCACAACUUAAUCGCCGUGCCCGUAAAGAUGCCCCGUAGAUUCUAACCUCCUCCCUCCAUCCCUCCAACUCCUUUUCCACAGUCGUUUCUCCACGGACGCACGCGGCUGUCUCGGUGGCUUCGGUUUCACUUACGGGGGUGACGGCGAGAGUCGUUGAAGAGACAACCGUCCCCCUGACGUCUUUACAAUUUAUUCAGUGAGCUGCGGUUCUUUGCUUGACGAUCAUUUCUAAUCUUGGGGUGACCAUAAAGCUGCUCCUCAGAGAACAACUAGCCUCUUCACAAAGUAGUUAGUGCCAUUAUUACAUAUGCACCCUAUUAUGUAGCCACUACAGUAUAGUUCACAUUAUGCAAAUGAGCUCCAGAUGCAACUCUUUGAGACUGGGGUUAAGAGGGUGUUAUGAAGUGUUAUGAAGUGUUAUUAAGCAUUAUGAAUUCUCCCCUCCCCAGACCCCACAGCCGCGGCCACCACCAUCCCCACCGCGGAAGAUCGCUCGUCAUGUGACAACACUCCCUUCGGCUGCUGUCCCGACGGCAAGACGGCCUCCAGCAGCCCUGAGGGAGCCAACUGCCCCCGUAAGUACCCCCAAAACCUCCCUCUUAUUCCCCCCUUCUCCCGCUCCCCUCCCCUCCUCGACCCCAACCCCCCACCCACUUCUUCAACUCCCUAAGGAGGCACACAUUUUGAAUAUGAAACAAUAUGCUCAUAUUGAAUCUGAAGCUGCGUUGCUUCAUUCUCGCCAAGCAAACGACAACAUAAAUAGUCACUACCGUCCAUGAAAUGUAUUAUGUCAAACCACAUUUGCAGCACGCCAAAUCACGAAUGACGAAACGCAUCACGAAUAUCCGUGUAUGUCAGCUGUGGCAAGGCGCUAACGAUGAUGUCAUAUGUCGUCAAUCGAUUGAUUGCCCAUUCAGCCAAACUGUUACUGAUAAUAGAGCGUCUCGCGCCUUAGUCAAUACGCCAGAACUAUUUCUCCUCCCGGGGAAGGCCUGUCAGCCAGAUAUCACAGUCAUUAGGAUGGAAAUGACAAGUCCAUGGCGACCAGCCAGGUGCAAUAUCUAUCAGCAGAGUGUCUCGCUGUAUUUUCCUCCUGUAUUGACAAAGUGUCAGUGAUCUCUCUGAGAGGAGCUAACUGCUAGUCGCUAACGCCUAUCGUCUGAAGCCUUAGAUGACAGCGUUUAUCGGGCGAUCUGAAGUUAUCAGAAGGUGUGGACAAAUUGUAGUGGUGCACCGAUGGACAUUGUGAUUGUGUUUUUGUUCCGUUAAUCAUUCGAAUCCCCACAGUACACCCAAAAAUGUUUAUGCAUCAGCGUAGUCGCAAGAUUUGAUUCGGGGUAGCCAAGAUAAGCAUCAGUGGGAGUGAUUCUAAUUACUAAUACUUUGUUGCCACAUCAUUUAAACAUCUGAAAAGUGUAAUACUGUAUGUUAUACAAAGUUUUAUAUAUUUGAAUGAAGAAAUAAUGUGCAUGAUUUCCAAAUGUAAUACUAAGAGCAAAGCUACUGUCAACACUCCCAAUGCAAGUUGCAAGAGGCGAGUUAAACUCCAACGAGGCCUAAGUUUCACAGUUCAAUGUGAUCUGAUAGUCAAACACCCCCAUCCCUCUCUUCGUCCGUCACGGAUCCCGCUCGUCUGAAAAAUUGCCUCCUCUGAUGUUUGUCUUCUACCCGGAUAAAAAAUCUGAUUUAUCUCUCUCCUCUCGUCUUUUUUCUUCUCCCCAUCCAAAUCUCCCCCAUUUGCUCCUUUUCGAUAGCAGCCCCGUUAGAUUUCGAUAGCAGCCCCGUUAGAUUUGAACCGAUGUGUGUCGGGCAGAAACAACGACCAAAAAAAGUCCUUAUCAUGCAAUUUUAACCAGCCUAUUUAAGUCACCGGUUUGGCGGCAUUAGGAGACAAUUACUGCUAUCUUUCACGAUAAUCAAACAAGUGAUCUUCCCUUUUUCCCAGGCAAACUCCGAGCAGGGCACCAUGAUUGAUUUGGGCAAUUUGUUCGGCUGACUACGAGCCACAGCAUGAAACCUCAACAUCAGUGCCUCUCCUCUCCUUCUCUCUUCCUUUCUGCUUUAUUUCACUCUUCUCUUUCACGUUGUCUUUAGUCUCGCUGCAACUGUGUUGGCGGAACAAUAGUGAGAGGCCAUAGGGGGUUGAUGGAUUUUGAACAGGGAAUGGGGAUGUUUAAGGGCAAAGCGGGAGACUGUCUUUGCCAAAGCCAGGGACUUUGAACAGUUUCUUCAUUUUUGCUAUGUGUGUUGUCUUGUCUGUCCCUCUCUGCUUGUCUUUGUAAUAUGUGUGUCAGUGUGUCUUGUCUGUCUAACUGAUCUCUCUCUACUCAGUCCUUAAUGCCUCUGCCAACUUUUGGGACGAGUCUCGGUCUGGUAAACUCCAGUCCAUUCCUCACCCCUUCCGCUUCUCCUCCUCUUCCCUUCUUCUUUCACUCCUCCAUAUCCCACAAUCCACUCUUUCAACUUUCACUGUGGCCAGUCACAGGCUCCACCCAAACUCCCUACAGCCCCACCCAUCCAACCAACCAAUCAACAACGACCACACUAACCCUCCUUCCAACACAUGCACACACACUCCAUCACUAACCCCAGACUGGCACUACCCCAAACGGUCACUGUCUGAAGCUGAGGGCGGGUGGUUGAAGGCACCGCAUGCCUCAUAGGCACAGGAAGUAGUGUUUUUCUAACAUGUUUGUGACACCAUUUCCUCCCAGCCACCAUGAGGUUCAGCGGCUUCCUGCACCUAGACCAGGUGGAGGGCCAGGAGGUCUUCUACACCCCUGAGAUGGAGGAUCCCAAGUCUGAGCUGUUUGGGGAGACGGCCAGGAGCAUCGAGAGUGCUGUGAGUAGCCCCCGAACAUACAGAACUAGCAGCCAUAGAUAAGCUACAUUCAGUGGUUCAACGUCAGUCUGUUGAAGAAGUGUGGUUUGUCAAAGCUAGGGCUGUGCGUGGGUGCGUGUGCAUGUAUGCUACUCGCCUCCAACAGCCAUGCCAGCGGUUAAAAUGGUAUCACUGGCCCCUGCCGAGACCUAAUCUACCGCCUCACAACACUGUGUCUCUGUGUGUGUCUGUAUGUGUGUGCGUCGUACGCCUCGCAGGGGCCAGUUGUGGCAUUAGAUAGCGACACCAUGCCCCCUCUAGCCCCCUGUAUGUGUCUGUCUGCUAGAGACUGUUUGUGGAUAUCACCUAAGGUGAAAACUAGAGAGGGGGAGAAGUGGCCUUGUGUCUGGGUCAGUGUGCCGGUGGGGGGAUGUUGAGACGCCUGGCUUGUGUCUGGGCUCACACACACACACACACACACUGAAUGUAGACACAGAUUGGCUUUGCCACGCUGCCUGCAGUCCCAUCCUCCACACAGCAGGGGCCCCCGUGGAGUCUGUGCAAAAAUUCCAGUAUGCUAUAAUGGAUAAUGGAAUAUAGUUUGGAAAGAAGUGGUGGGAGUGGUGUCUCUCACUCCCCUAAGAAGAAUUUUGAGUGAACAGAGGAAGAAGAGAACAGCAGAACUAAGUGUACGCUUCAAGAUCACUUGAAGUGUGGGAUAGCAGCGAUUAGCACAGAUUCAAAUUAGGUCAGGCACUUGGUACAGUACCUUAUUUCUCCCUUAAGGUAUCAACUUGAGUCGGUUGAGUGAGAUACAUUAUGAAUGUUAUUCUCUGUUUAGUAGGGAACCAUGAAGCCAUGUGGAUUGUGUACAGUUGAGCUAUUUCCUUCCUGACAAUGAUUUAGACCUCAUUUGGGCACCGAAAGCACGCACACACACACACAGUGUGAAUCGGAAGCUAAACCAAUCAGCAGCCAGCGUGCAUCAUGCUCACCUGACAUUUACCACUGUUUCUGAAAAAACAUGUUCAUGUAAUUAUUCCCCAGCUCCAGUUAAAUGUCAAUUUGUGCACCCAGACUAGGCCCAAUGGGGUUCUACACAGUAGUAGGCCUAUCCACUGACAUAGGAUGCGUCCCAAAUGGCACCCUACUCUCUAUAUAGUGCAUUACUUUUGACCAGGGCCCACAGGGUUCUGGCCAAAAGUAGUGCUCUAUGUAGGGAAUAGGCUGCUAUUUGGGACGUAGACAUAGUCUUCCCCAUCCUUCUUGAGAAUGAGUUCACUGCACUCAAAUUGGACGAGCCUCUGCACAGAGCUUAUUACCUCGCUCAUUCAUCAUUGCUGGGUAUUCAUUAGGCACAAAAAGGAACAAAUGGACUGAAACAGGGAGGGACUACCUGAACUUGUCCAAUAAGAAAUGCUUGAUUUAGUUCUCCAUUGCAAAAUGUUUUGCUUCGGUGUGUACUAAUGAAUGUGUGUUUCUUCCUCCCUGGCUCAGCUGAAUGAGUUGUUCCGGAAAUCAGAGGUGCAGAAGGACUUCAUGAGUGUCCGCGUCCGCAGCCUGGCUCCCAGCAACUCCAUCUUGGCCUUCGUCGAGGCCCACUUUGACCCAGGUAAUACAGAACAGGACAUUUCUGGAAAAAUCAUGGCGAAGGUGCAUAAAGAUGGAGGAAUUCAGAUAUGACGUCAUCUUUUCAGCACUAUUCAUAGAGUUCUUAAACUACGGCGUGUGACAUGGUUCAAUGUGCCAAUAAAUCAGCACAAUCUACUUUUUCGUUUAUUAUUUUAUUACCGCCGUCUUGGAGCUAAAAUUGGGAUCAUGUAUACUGUGCUAAUGCCCAUACAAAAAAAAAGAAUAACGGAGAGCACUGUACAAUACGGCAAACUUAGCAAACAAGGCGUUUGUGGUAAGUACAUGGGGCUGCCAUCUUAAUACACCUUCGCCAUUCCAUUUCAAUUCAGUCAAGUCUGGAAACUUCAAAUCAAACAUUUUCUGUAAGAAAGUAUAGAGGAAAAUUCCUAUUGGAAUUUCAGUUUACUUCCUGAAUUGACUGAAUUCAAAUGGAAUUGACUUCAACCCUGAUAAAACACACUUGUUUACUGUAUGGUAAAUGUGUAAGGCAAAUGUACUGUAAUGGCUAAUGUUACACAUUACACAAAAAAAAAGACUAUGUUUCUAAAUGCCUAUGUCAAUAACCACAUAGUAUGCCAUCAUAUAUAAUGUUAGUGACACGUUUGUUACUGGUUAGGCUGUGGUCUUAAUGGAAAGUGUCAAAAUGAUAAUUUCCCCUCAAUAGUUACUUUUCCUUUGAUACCAAAUUAAUCUCUCCCUCACUAACAUAAUUGCUAUGCGAUACAACAACACUGAAAGUCAUUCCAUUUUACAAAGCACCUUGGCUUUGUAAUUUUAAACCUUGGCUUUGUUAUUUUCCUUUUUCUUUUAUUUGGAGGGGGGAUAUAUUUGUUAAUUGUCAGAGCCAAAAGGGACAAAACGAACAAGACAACAUCAACAACAACCAAAUCCUCAGAGUGAGCUUGGUGGCAUUAUAUAUUUGGAGCUGGCUUCAUUUCAGCCCCCCCCCCCCCCCCCCCAGAGUACUGUUAGUAAGUACUGUUUUUACCAGAUUUGAUCAGAUAAAAAUCUUCUUCUCUUUUUACGGGCUCCGCUCAGCGUCUUUUACAUUCGUACAAGAGACGCUGCCAUAAAGGCGCUCUGCAUCGGCCAGUUAAAACAGCCGUGGAAAACGUUAUGAGAACGAUUAAUCUGAACCUCAGUGGAACCUUGUUGGACGGUUGGAGGACGACUGAUCCCCUGGGUGUGUCGUUGUAUCAUAGCGACCUCGAUCGCUCUCUUAUAAAUUCACUGUUAUGAGCUAAGGAGAGGGGGGUUCAUUUUCUAUGUUUUAGGACAUUGCUCCUCUGCCUCCUUGUUCAGUGUUUCUCAAACCUUUCCUCUGGGACGAGACGUUUCACAGUUUUGUUUUAGCCUCACCUGAUUCAUUAAUCAAGGGCUUGAUGAUUAGUUGACAAAUUGAAUCAGGUGUGCUCGCUCUGCGAUAGAUCAAAUACAAGGAAGUACAUAGAACAGCUGUCCUGGUUGAGUCUUGUUGUGAACGGCUUUGUCAUCCAUGUUGUGCCACAGAGACCAGGUACACAGUGGAGGACAUCGAGGGAGCCCUGCUCAAGCAGCUGAAGGCAGCCAAGGAGACGGCCAUCAUGGUGAAGAAGCCAGAGGAGGAGAACAUUCGCUUCACCAACUACGGUAGGACAAGCACCUGCAGGCUUGGCUUGCAUUGUUUACUGUAAUUGCAAAUAUCAAGUGGUAUAAGGAGAUGAAAUUUAUACAAAUUAUGAAAUGAAAUGAAAUGAAGGCAUGAUUAGACGUUUUUUGGUUGUUGUAUAAAAAACGUCUAAGACUGACACUCUCCUUGACAUUUGCUGUCUCUCUGAAUGUCUCUCUCUCUCCCUCUCCACCAGGCCUCUCCUCCCUCCCCUACUUCACCACAACCACCACUACCACGGCCACAGCCACCACCCCCACCGCCAGCACCGCCACCAGCACCAACCCGCCGCCCCGCACCUCCCCCUUCAUCACAAGCCGUCCCCCGGGCACCACCCGCCGCCCCUACACCAGCCGACGGACCACCACUGCCCCCUCGCCAGUGACCACUCUGGGACCCACUACUACCAUCACUCCCCUCCAUAGGACCAGGCCUGUGCCCCACCACACCAAGGCCCAGCGGCCCUGCGACUCCCACCCCUGCCGCCACGGGGGCACCUGCGAGGACGACGGUGCCGACUUCACCUGCAUCUGCCCCGCCGGGAGAGGGGGCGCAGUCUGCGAGAAACGUGAGUGUGGAGCCCCCCUCCUUCCUUCCUUUGACCGACACACACAGACACACACACACACCCCCUAGGUAGUUUCCCUUCAGAGUUUGGGUCAGUGCCAUUUAUGAUCUUCGAAAAGGAGUUGGAAUGAAAUUCAUGAAGUUCAACACAAUCCCAUAAGAGAACAGUAGGUUCCUAUUGAUGUCUUGAACUGACAGUGCUGAGCUGGAACUGACCCCCUAACUUGCAUUAAAGACAAUACCAAAAUCCAUACACCUUAUAUUAGAUUCCAAUUAAUUUGACUCAAUAGACAUCCAGCAUCUACCAAAGUCACUACACCCACUAUCUAAAUAACCAAUGAGGUUAGCUACCACUGACCACUUUACCAAUCAACGCUAAAGUAAACUCAUAUCAAAUCAGCGUCUGCUGCGCCGAGCCACAAAAUCAAGCUUGGAGUGCCGUCGGAGUACUCUGAGCUUUUUUCCACUUCGUUUCUCCCCCUCGGUGGUCUCUGAUAAGAAACCACCUCACACAGCUGCAUCUUAACAUAAUUGACCCUAAUUUCUUUGAUGGGGAUUAGUUGGUGGAAAUCAGUGUGUGUGUUUGAGUCGGAGUGUGUGUGAGUGGCUAAGUGACGGCUGCGGCACAACACCGUAGCCUCCCUUGGUUCAAUCAAAUCAUUCGAUGAGAGGAUUUCAUCAGCCUACAUUCUCCUGAGACGGAGAGAGGCGGUUUAGGAGUUUGUUGAGUUUGGGGAAAAGGAUGCUAAUGAUGAUAUAAUAGUAAGAAACGUGUGUGUGUGUGUGUUUCAAAACCCUGAUUAUAAAGUCGAAAACACGUCAUCAUGCUGUCCUUUCCUACCUGCCGAUACACACCAGCACACAUUCUGUUAGUCACGGGUUCUAUCCUUCCAUCUGUUUGUUGGGCCAGAUUAGCUGAACUAGGCUUGUCUCCAACUGUUUAACAUGUACCAACCAUAGAGAUGGAAAGAGGGCCCACCCCUUAUCUUUGCCAUUGUCGCUUCUGUCACAGGCUUUGUGGUUAGCGUGGUUACCUCUAUCCAACUCUAUGGUACGAACAUUACACCUUAUACAGUAUGUGACACCCUCCCAUCACCCCUCUUUUCUCAGUGAUCAAGUACUUCAUUCCGUCGUUCGGGGGUAAGUCCUACCUGGCCUUUGACACCAUGAAGGCCUACCACACGGUCCGCAUCGCCAUGGACUUCAGGGCCGCCGAGAUGACGGGCAUCCUGCUCUACAAUGGCCAGGACGGCAAGAAGGACUUCCUAUCUCUCACCCUGGUCAACGGCAAGGUGGAGCUCAAGUGAGUGGACGGGAGGAGGGGAUAAAACAGAAAGAAAGAAACCAGGAAGAGGUUCAGUUAACAGGGAAGUGAAAACAGUGAGCUGUAGAUGGACCCAGAAUGAUGUAAGCUUAGUUUUGUUUGGGAUGAAUGAGACAUUGUUUAACUCUCUCUCUAUUCACACAUGCGUAUUAAUACUCUCUCUCUCUCUCUCUCUCUCUGGACAUAUGUCUCUUGGCAACUGUAAUGAAUCAAAUACUACUUGAAAUAAAAGAGAACAGAACAUUAUGUUAAUGUCAAUGUGUAUCGAGCGCUAAGGAUCACAGUGUAAAAAAUAUAAUACCAUACAUUCUCAACCAAGUUAGCUUUAGGUACAUGUAUGACAGUUAAUCAGGUGUGCCUGUGCAUCCAUGAACCUCUAAACUGUUGCCUUUCUCCAGAUCUACCUUUGUAUGCAGGAAGGGUUUCCCAUAUCCAGUUUCCAAUAUCAAGAUUAAGCCUAUUCUUGGACUAAAAAGCAAUUUUUUCAAUGCAGAUUAUCCAUUGAGCAUGUACACUGAGUGUACAAAACAUUAUGAACACCUGUGCUUUCCAUGACAUAGACUGACCAGGUGAAUCCAGGCUAAAGCUAUGAUCCCUUAUUGGUGUCACUUGUUAAAUCCACUUCAAUCAAUGUAGAUGAAGUGGAGGAGACAAGUUAAAGGAAGAUUUUUAAGCAUUGAGACAAUUGAGACAUGGAUUAUUACUAAAUAUUAGGAAGUUGUUCUUAAUGUUUUGUACACUCUGUGUAUAAAGCAAUGGUUUGCUUCCCACCCCCAGGUUCAACACAGGUUCAGGCACGGGCACCCUGGUCAGCAAUGUCCAAGUUAAGCAGGGUCGCUGGCACCAGCUGGUGGUGACGAGGAACCGGCGCAACGCCAUGCUGAGCGUGGACAAUGAGCUCCAUAUCAACGGCGCCAGCCCCCCCGGCACCGACGGCCUCAACCUGGACACACACCUGUUCAUCGGAGGGGUGCCCGAGGACAUGAUGACAGAGUAAGGCCUCACUUGAAGGGCAUUCUAGAGCGUGCAUUAUUUCCCUAUAAAGCACAGUAUAUCGACACGGUAGAAUUCAAUGGCUAUAAUUAAUUCUUACAUGUUUUGUUUGAGCUGCUUUUUAAAGCAAAAGUCGAAUUGAAAACAUUAUUGGUAUUGUUGAAUUCAAUUUUCAUAAUAUCAUGCUAGAACUGUUUGGUUAGCUAAGCUAGCAAGUCUGUUUGUUUUGAUUACCAUGGCAACUACUGUAGCUAUCUAGUAAACUUGCUAGCUAAUUCAGUGGAUGUUGAACACAUUUCUACUGGCAAAUGUAACACAUUUCUACUGGCAAAUGUGUUAAAUCAUAGCCAUGGUAUAAAAGGGAUAAUCAACUCUGGGCUCUAUGCGUUCUCUGGAAAAUAAUGCAACUCUGUGGAAGGUUAGUUCCACUCCGCUAUCGCGACGUGGAAUACAUCUUCCAUGUCGUUAAUUAUUUUCCAUAGAACGCAUAGCUCCUCACUGAUUAUCCCUUACGUAGAUAUGGAGAAAAUAUGAUUAAUUUAGAAAUAAGAUUUUAGUUGUUGAGUUACAUGAAAACCGUUAUGUCAGGAACUCUCCUAUACUCCCAUAGUGGUUUAUUGAGAAGCACACACAGUGAGCAGUAUAUGAAAGGAUAUUACUUUUUUCAUAUUAUUUGUUUGUUUUUUCUGUCCAGCACCUGUGUGUAUUUUGCCUGUUUUUCACUGAGUUAAAUAACUGUUGGAUGGUUGAUGGUAUAAUGCCAUUCACGCACUCUCUCUCCCUCUCCCUGUCCCUCUCCCUCCCUCCAUCCACAGUGUGAAGGAGAGAACCUCCAUCGGUACGGGUCUGGUGGGUUGUGUGCGCAUGCUGGACGUCAACAACCUGGUGUACAACCUGCAGGAAAAGAGUGACAACGUGCUGUACGGCACCGGUGUGGGCGAGUGCGGCAACAAUCCGUGCCAGCCCAACCCUUGCAAGAAUGGCGCUCCAUGCCAGGUCAAGGAGGCCGAGAUGUUCCACUGCAAGUGCAUCAACGGCUACUCCGGUGAGCCACAUUUUUUUUGUUUCUAAUAACGGACCUCCACUAGAUCUGGGAUCAAAUAUGAUUUGUUUUCUUUUAAAUACUUUAGCUGCGCUUGAUUGAGCUUGCCGGCUGGUGAAAUGGAACCAAUAACAAUGGAAUAGCCCCCAAAGUGCAAUCCUCGCCCAUCUUGCAUGCACACCGGUCAGGCUCAAUCAAACGCUCAAAAGUAUAUGAAAGCAAGCCAAUACUAUUUCAACCCAUGUCUAGGGAAUUCCCCGCAGUCAGGUUUUAGCCAUUACGUCUUGUUUAAGACUUUUAGGUGUGAUGCAGUACAGAAAUAUUAAAGACUAUAACCUAAUCCCAUCGCCUGGUCUUUGCCCCCUCUCUCCUCUUUUAGAGUGGUCACAGUCCACUAGGUCUAAGCUAAUGAGGGAGUGUUGUUAAAUGGUACUAGCGACCAUCCGGCCCUAGUGAAGCAUGGCCCCUAAAGCUUUUAAAUGAUGCUGCUGCUCUCUUGCUCCAGCAGCACACUCCACACACACAGACUAGGAACCAGUUUGAGAGGAGAAAUAUGGGAGCUUUGUGGCUUAAUGAUUAGCCUAUUAUGAACUUGGUAAUGCUAAGACUGGGUAUGUAUGCAAAGAGGGAGAGACGAGAGAGGUAGAAAGAGAAAAAGGCAGAGAGAGAGUGUGAGAGGGAGAGAUGGUAGAGAUAGAAAUGAAAGAGUGAGAGUGUAAUAGAUGGCUAUGGGAGAGAGCCUUCCUUCAGAACUCAGUGGGAGACGUUCAUUACAGCAUUCUCCUCGCCUCAGGUGGCUCUGGCUACUAAAAUAAUGAUGGCUGAAUUGGGAUGCGGCCUGGCUAGUGUAGGGCAAAGCCAUUUCAGCUAUCCGGGAGCCAUUCAAGCUACCUCUCCCACAGCCAGGAACUAAGGUUCCAUAAGGAUAGCAGAAAGGCAGCAAAGGGUGCUUGGGUCUUUUCUUAAUCUGCACAUGUAAUAUUUCUAAAUCCUAUUAGAAAAUGACCUCUUUUACUGAGGAAAUCCAUCCUCAUCCUCUUCUCACACGGAAUGGAGGCAAAAUGGUCUGAAAAUAUUGGGUUGUAUUUAUUAGGGCAUACGAUAGUAACGCGUUUUGCAAUGGGAAAUGAAAAAGCAUUUCUUAUUGGAUAAGUUCAGGUAAUCCCUUCCUGUUUCAGUCCAUUUUGUACCCUUUGUUGCCUAAUGAAUUCAACCCUGGUUUUUAUAAGAGAAGGUGGUUUGAAGAUUCUCUGGUUUGAGUUCUAACUUGAGUUUUUUUUUUUUUUCUGGUGAUGGUGAACUCCAGGUCCAACGUGCGCCGACACCCACAACCCGUGCGAGCCCAACAGGUGCCACCCCUCGUCCCAGUGCCAGGUGCAGCCAGAGGGAGGGUACAAGUGCGAGUGUCCCAUGGGUCGCGAGGGACGCCACUGCGAGAAAGGUACUGCCACCAUCUUUAAAAUAAGUUUAACCUAGUGUGCGUGUGCGCGCAAGUAUGAGUGUAUUGGACAUAUAUACAGAAUGUCAGCAUAGUAUGUACUUUUUAAUGUCAUAUCAGACCUACUUGAACUACAAACAUUUUAUUUAAAAAAGGAAACACCAGAAGUGGAAAACAACAACAGUUGCUUACGAUAACACAACGUGUGGUACAGCACAUCAAUUCCAUUAUCUGUUCUCAAUUCAUCAGUUCUCCACCGCUGCAUGCUACCAUGGCCCCCCUCGCAUAUCAUCCUGCCUCAGUGUUCCGGUCAGGAUUCUGGGUGGAAGAUCUACCCAAAUCUCCCUCUUUCCCCACUUCUCUUUUUCCCUCCGUGUUGUGACGCUCCGUCUCUCCAUCCUGAGGGAGUUGAAAUGCAGAGAGACGGGCCGCCGCCUCCAGGGUCUCCGGCGCACAGCGGAGCGCCGCGAUUGGCCCGUCGGGCUGUUAGCGCAUUCGUCUCGGCUGUGGUUGUUAGCGAGCCUUCCUGUAGCCGUUCUCCGUCUCGCUCCCUCUUCCGCCCACAGGUGUUGUGUUCAAAUGCGUUCGCCGCUACUUAGCUCCACGGGGAAGCGGGUUGAAGCGCUGGGCCGCAUCUGGGGAGGAGAUCCUAAUGCACCGGAGCUGCGUUUGAAGUUCAGCAUUAGCACUUUCGGCGAUUAUGUUUGCAACUGUUUUUUUGCUCUCUUUUCCCCCCCAUCACAUCCACCAAAUUCUCAUGGAUGUUUUCAGAAUAUAAAAGCUUGAAAAGUGAAUGAAGAAUGAAGGUUGGUGUUCAAAAGUUAAGUCUAUUUAUUCGUACUUAGACACACAGGCAUAGAUAAAUAUGCACAGUCUCUCUCCUACACACGCGCACAAAGACACACACUCCUAGCCCCACUGGGUCACAAGUCCCAGUUAGCGGUGAUUAAAAUAAAUUGGGGUGAACUGAAAAUCAUUGUGAGGGAAAGAGCGUCUCACGCGCUGAGGGCUUCGAUUAAAUCAAUGAGAUGACUAAUGGCAUCAAAUCCUCUGCCUGUGGUGAUUAAUGAAGAAGUCACUCAGCCUGAGUGUCUGGCCGACACAGGUUUUGGAUCAGAUAAGUAGCCAUCUUUCAGCGGCCUACGUUAACGGCUGUACUGGGAACAGUUAAAGGGAUACUUCGGGAUUUUGGCAAUGAGGCCCUUUAUCUACUUCCCCAGAGUCAGAUGAACUCGUGGAUUCCAUUUUUAUGUCUCUGUGUCCAGUAUGAAGGAAGUUAGAGGUAGCAUGCUAGUAGAUACCCAUAGACUUCCAGUCAUUGCGCUAAUGCUAGUUAGCAUUGGCUUGCGAAACUACCUCUAACUUCCUUCGUACUGGACACAGACAUAAAAAAUGGAUCCUUUGAAGACAGGAUCCUUCAGAUCAGAUAUUUAAAAAAUAAUUCAGCUUUAAAGGCUGUACUGGGAACAGUUAAAAAUAGGAGGUGUGGCCGACUGCCUAUUGGAGGGAAGCCCUAGGUAGACAUAGUUGUAUUGAUAAGUAUAAGAGUGCCGCUCCCUAGUAUUUGGCUGCGGACCACCAUUCAACCACACAGAACUCCUUUACUGGAACUCCAUUUGAGAUUUUCCUAGUGGCCUACUUUCCUUACCUCCCUUUACCUCCCUAAUAUUCCUUUUGUUUUUUACUAAAGAAUGUGUUUGUUUCAUAUGAUUGGGUCUUGCUUUUCGUGUAUUGUGUAGUUGAUGUGUAUAUAGAUACUGUAUAGUGGUUGUUGUUUGUUGAUGUGUUAAUGCAGGGCUCAUCUGCGAAAGAGACUGUGGUCUCAGCAUGACUCCCUGCUUAAAUGAAGGUGAAAUAAAAUACAACAAUGAUCUGAUGUCACACAUCAGAGUACCUGGACAUUUUCUUGUGACGAAGCCUAAGUAGUGUGUGUGUGCAUGCCUUUCGUACCUGUGUGUGUCUGUGUGUCUGUGUGUCUGUGUGUGUGUGUGUGUGUGUGUGUGUGUGUGUGGCUCGAGGAACUGAAAUCCUCUCCCACUCCACUCUGUAAACUGGCUGAGUUCCGAGGUAGCUCUUUCCUUUUCUUAUUAUGACAGCCGGUUUGACAGUUUGACUUCCUUGUCGUGUCUGCAGCGGUGCUCCUGUUCUUCUCUCCUCCGUGAGCGUUGUUAGUCGUCUCCUGCGCAAUGGCUAAUUAGCUUUCUCAUCUCCGUCUGCCUCCCUUCCCCACCCUGACUCAGCCAGCUAAUCCUACCUAAUUACCAAUGAAAAGAGCCUUGCAGGCCCCAACUGUGUGCGUGUGUCGCAAACAGUCUGGGUGGGUGAAGACUAGGCAAUCAUUGUUAACCAAAACGGACCCCCUGGGUGGGUAACACUGAAUUCACCCAAUGUCCCCCUGACUUGCUGCAUAAGCCAUAUUAUUGCCGUACACAUGCAUAGUGCUGCCGUAAGGAUGACAUAAUGCCUGUCGUAAUGCAUUCCGUUUUAUAACCAUUUUUUCAGUGUCGGAGAAGAAAGGGGCCUACAUGCCGUUCUUUAGUGGUGACUCUUACCUGGAGCUGAAGGGAUUGCACACCUACGGUCACGAUCUCCAGUAAGUAAAACGCUCUUUUCACUACACAGACACUCUACGAAUUACAUACACAACAGCAUGUUUCCACAUGAUAUACAGGAGUUGGUACUGAGGAGCUGUGAAUUGAUGUAAUGGCAGAUAGAUACUUAAAGCUGUGCCUCGGGCAGAACAGUCCUAUGGUGGAUAGGAUAGAAUAUAAUUAAAUGGAACAGAACAGAUAAUCGUCCUCCAUAGAAACAGAAUUCCAUAGAAAUAUAAAGUACUUAAUUACAUUUCUAUGUUGUCCUCUAUGGUGGGAAUCCUUUUCAGUCUUAUGUAGGUUACACAAAAUAACACACAAGCACAGUUACAGUCACAUAGAGAAUAUACAGUGCCUUGAGAAGGUAUUCACACCCCUUGACUUUUUACAUUUUAAUUUUGUUGUUACAGCCUGAACUUAAAAUUGAUACAAUUUAUAUGUUUUUGUCACUGGCCUACACACAAUACCCUAAAAUGUGUGUUAAGUUUUUCGAAAUUUCUUGAGUCAAUAAGUAUUCAAACCCUUUGUUAUGGCAAACCUAAAUAAGUUCAGGAGUAAAAAUUUGCUUAACAAGUCACACAAUAAGUUGCAUGGACUCACUCUGUGUGCAAUAAUAGUGUUUAACAUGAUUUUUGAAGGAUUACCUCAUCUCUGUACCACACACAUACAAUUAUCUGUGAGGUCCCUCAGUCGAGCAGUGAAUUUCAAACACAGAUUCAACCACAAAGACCAGGGUGGUUUACCAAUGCCUCGUAAAGAAUGGCACCUGGUAGAUGGGUAAAAAAAAAAUCCCUUUGAGCAUGGUGAAGUUAUUAAUUACACUUUGGAUGAUGUAUCAAUACACCCAGUCACUACAAAGUCACCUAACUCAGUUGCCGGAGAGGAAGGAAAUGGUGACUUUAAAACAGUUACAGAGUUUAAUGGCUGUGAUAGGAGAAAACUGAGGAUGGCUCAACAACAUUGUAGUUACUAAUACUAACCUAAUUGACAGAGGGAAAAGAAGGAAGCCUGUACAGAAUACAAAUAUUCCAAAACAUGCAUCCUGUUUGCAACAAGGCGCUAAAGUAAUACUGCAAAAACAAUGUGGCAAAUCAAUUAACGUUUUUGUCCUGAAUACAAAGUGUUAUGUUUUGGGCAAAUCUAAUACAACACAUUACUGAGUACCACUCUCCAUAUUUUCAAUAAUAGUGGUGGCUGCAUCAUGUUAUGGGUAUGCUUGUAAUCGUUAAGGACUGGGGAGUUUUUCAGGAUAUAAAAGAAACGGAAUGGAGCUAAGCACAGGCAAAAUCCUAGAGGAAAAACUGGUUCAGUCUGCUUUCCACCAGACACUGAGAGAUGAAUUCACGUUUCAGCAGGACAAUAACCUAAAACACAAGGCCAAAUCUACACUGGAGUUGCUUACUAAGAAGACAGUGAAUGUUCCUGAGUGGCCGAGUUACAGUUUUGACUGAAAUCUGCUUGAAAAUCUGUCAAGACUUAAAAAUGGUUGUCUAGCAAUGAUGACCAACCAAUUUGACAGAGCUUGAAGAAUUUUUGAAAAUUAUAAUAGGCAAAUAUUGUACAAUCCAUGUGUGCAAAGCUCUUAGAGACUUGCCCAGAAAAAUUAGCUGCAAAGGUGAUACUAACAUGUAGUGAGAUUUUUCUGUAUUUCAUUUUCAAUUUUCAGCCUAGCAUUUGCUGAAAUUUCUAAAAACAUGUUUUCACUUUGUCAUUAUGGGGUAUUGUGUGUAGAUGGGUAAGAUUAUUAUUAUUUUUAAAAUCCAUUUUUAAUUCAGGCUGUAACACAACAAAAUGUGGAAUAAGAAGGGGUAUGAAUACUUUCUGAAGGCACUGUAGUGUCACAUUAUGAAAAGGCCAGAUAGACCGAACAAUUGAAAGACACAAGCACAGUAGACAAGAGGUAAAUACCAAGUCUGGUCAUGUUGUUUGUGUUUUGUCUUUGCCUGGUUGUUUACCAUUGUUGUUUGUGUUUUGUCUGCAGCCAAAAGGUCAGCAUGACGGUGGUGCUCAUGGCCAAUGACUCCAACGGCAUGAUCUUCUACAGCGGCCAGAAGACGGACGGCAAAGGUGACUUCAUCUCCCUCUCCCUCAACGACGGCAUCCUGGAGUUCCGCUACGACCUGGGCAAGGGCCCCGCUGUCAUCAGGUGGGCACCACACUAGAACCCCAUAGUGACUCUAGUCUAUUACCCCAUAGUGACUCUAGUCUAGAACCCCAUAGUGAUUCUAGUCUAGAACCCCAUCGUGACUCAAGUCUAGAAUCCCAUAAUACUCAAGUUAAAAAUCGCAUAGCGACUAAUCUAGAGCCCCAUAGUGACUGGUGUGUAGAACCAAAUAGUGACACAUGUCUAUAGCCCCAUGGUUACUCGAGUCUAGAACCCCAUAUUGACUCGAGACUAGAACCCCAUGGUGACUCAUGUCUAAAACCCCAUGUUUACUCUAGUUUAGAACCCCAUAGUGACUAGUAUAGAACCCCGUAGCAACUCUAGUAUAGAACCCUGUAGCAACUCUAGUCUAGAACCCUAUAAUGACUCUUGAACCCCAUAGUGACUGUAGAACAUAGUCUGGACUCCUUGUUAGCUGGGUUAUUGUGGUCUCUUUUGAUUUUGGAUUGUACUUGUGUGUGUGUGUGUGUGUGUGUGUGUUGUUGUUUUGAGACAUCCCUAACCUCUUGGCUCGUUUGUGUGUGUUCCUCUCAUGCAGGAGUAAAGAUAAGAUCAAGAUGGGCGUGUGGAACACAGUGAAUCUGGAGCGGGCCAAUCGAAAGGGAGAGAUUAACAUCAACGGAAAGGACCCAGUCAGAGGAGAGUCGCCGGUGAGACAGACAGAGAGAGCUAGCAUGCUAGGAUAAUCAGACGUCUUUAUGAUUAGCCUAGCUAUUAGCAUGCAAGGCAAACCGGCUAUGAGUAUGCUAUCAUACAAGGCAAUAUACAGCCUUGCUUAUGCUUAGCCUGUGCUACUGUGUGUGUUUUCUGAUGUGCGUGUCACUGUAGCACCACACACUUGGCCAUGCAUAUGCCCCACAGGAGGUUGGUGGCACCUUAAUUGGGGAGGACGGGCUCAUGGUAAUGGCUGGAGCGGAAUGAGUGGAAUGGUAUCAACAACAUCAAACACAUGGUUUCCAUGUGUUUAAUCUCAUUCCAUUUCAGACAUUAUUAUGAGGUGUCCUCCCCUCAGCAGCCUCCUGUGAUAUGCCCGUACCAAAGGAUGUGUUCAACUUAAUGCACUGUAUACUCCCAGAGUUCACUGUUGAUGACACACCAGAGCAAAAUAAUGUCCCUAGUUGAGGUCGUUGAUAAGGGCAUACACACUACCAGGGUUGUGUUUGAAAACACAUUCUACUGUCUUCUCACGGCUCGUCAAGGUGAGAAAUAGUAUGCUCGAGACGUAGAGGGCACGUUUGACAGGUCGUCUCUUAUCUGGAAAUGACCCCUCCCUUUUUAAAUCCUUUUUAUCUGCCAUCUUUGACUCUGACAAAAUGCCUAAACAGUAGUACGAUCUUGUUCCUAUUUGUUGCAGUCACGAAACAUAACCAAUAUGGCCCGAGUGGUAUACACCCAUUAGUAUGACUUGACUUAUACCUUUGAGCUCUGAGUGAAGCAAAUACCUUCAAUAGUGCUCUUCGGAGAUACUGUAGAUACUGUAUAUAGAUGGAAAGAUGGAGAAAAUAAAUAAUGAUUCUCAAGCAAUAAACCAGAUACAUGGGCCUAAGUGAGAGAAAUUGAAUAGCUGGAUAUGUCCGCAAGUCAUCCAAUUAUAUUUAACAGUGUAAUUUGUUAUUCUUCGUGUGGUAAUUGUGUUUCACUCCAGCAACAUGGGCAGAAAGUCAUAUUAAAAGACUAGUGAUGGAGGAGCUCAACGUAAAGAGGCUCCAUGCAGGAUAUAGCUGGCAGCUAAUUCUCUCCUACUCCUGCAUUUACAAUGAAGAAGGGAGCCAGGGAGUCCCGCUGCACUCAGAGAGCCUAGCGUCUUUGAUAUAGAUACCUUUAUAUAAAGUAAUUAUACCUGGGAUGGUAGUUUCAGUAUUGCAGGAUAUCUUUAAACAGAACAUUUUGCCACAAAUCCAUGCAUGCUUUCUCAUACAAACAGAAAAAACACUGUCUGCAGUGGCUACAAGUUGAAGUGGGAAUUUAACAUACACUUUAGCCAAAUACAUUUCAACUCAGUUUUUCACAAUUCCUGACAUUUAAUCCAAGUACAAAUUAUUCCCUGUUUUAGGUCAGUUAUGAUCACCACUUUAUUUUAAGAAUGUGAAAUGUCAGAAUAAUAGUAGAGACAAUUAUUUCUUUCAGCUUUUAUUUCUUUCAUCACAUUCCCAGUGGGUCAGAAGUUUACAUACACUCAAUUAGUAUUUGGUAGCAUUGCCUUUAAAUUGUUUAACUUGGGUCAAACGUUUCGGGUAGCCUUCCACAAGCUUCCCACAAUAAGUUGGGUGAAUUUUGGCCCAUUCCUCCUGACAGAGCUGGUGUAACUGAGUCAGGUUUGUAGGCCUCCUUGCUCGCACACGCUUUUUCAGUUCUGCCCACACAUUUUCUAUAGGAUUGAGGUCAGGGCUUUGUGAUGGCCACUCCAGUACCUUGACCUUGUUGUCCUUAAGCCAUUUUGCCACAACUUUGGAAGUAUGCUUGGGGUCAUUGUCCAUUUGAAAGACCCAUUUGUGACCAAGCUUUAACUUCCUGACUGAUGUCUUGAGAUGUUGCUUCAAUAUAUCCACAUAAUUUUCCUUCCUCAUGAUGCCAUCUAUUUUGUGAAGUGCACCAGUCCCUCCCGCAGCAAAGCACCCCCACAGCAUGAUGCUGCCACCCCCGUACUUCACGGUUGGGAUGGUGUUCUUCGGCUUGCAAGCAUCCCCCUUUUUCCUCCAAACAUAACGAUGGUCAUUAUGGCCAAACAGUUCUAUUUUUGUUUCAUCAGACCAGAGGACAUUUCUCCAAAAAGUACGAUCUUUGUCCCCAUGUGCAGUUGCAAACCGUAGUCUGGCUUUUUUAUGGCGGUUUUGGAGCAGUGGCUUCUUCCUUGCUGAGCAGCCUUUCAGGUUAUGUCGAUAUAGGACUUGUUUUACUGUGGAUAUAGAUACUUUUGUACCUGUUUCCUCCAGCAUCUUCACAUGGUCCUUUGCUGUUGUUCUGGGAUUGAUUUGCACUUUUCUCACCAAAGUACAUUCAUUUCUAGGAGACAGAACGCGUCUCCUUCCUGAGCGGUAUGACGGCUGCGUGGUCCCAUGGUGUUUAUACUUGCGUACUAUUGUUUGUACAGAUGAAUGUGGUACCUUCAGGCGUUUGGAAAUUGCUCCCAAGGAUGAACCAGACUUGUGGAGGUCUACAAUUGUUUUUCUGAGGUCUUGGCUGAUUUAUUUUGAUUUUCCCAUGAUGUCAAGCAAAGAGGCACUGAGUUUGAAGGUUGGCCUUGAAAUACAUCCACAGGUACACCUCCAAUUGACUCAAAUGAUGUCAAUUAGCCUAUCAGAAUCUUCUAAAGGCAUGACAUCAUUUUCUGGAAUUUUCCAAGCUGUUUAAAGGCACAGUCAACUUAGUGUAUGUAAACUUCUGACCUACUGGAAUUGUGAUACAGUGAAUUAUAAGUGAAAUAAUCUGUCUGUAAACAAUUGUUGGAAAAAUUACUUGUGUCAUGCACAAAGUAGAUGACCUAACCGACUUGCCAAAACUAUAGUUUGUUAACAAGAAAUUUGUGGAGUGGUUGAAAAACUAGUUUUAAUGACUCCAACCUAAGUGUAUGUAAACUUCCGACAUGAACUGUAUAUGGUGGAUCAGAAUUCUGUCUGAGCCACAGUAGUUUUAGACCCAGCUGCAACUUCUUUAAGGUCAAUUUCUCUUUUUCAUUUAUUUUGAGUGGCAGCCUUCUGACCUUCGGGCUUCAUAGUUUGUGUUGUGCGGUUUUAUGUUGGUCCGACAUCCGCUGUUCGCUCUCUCUUCUGAUAACCUUUUUUCCCUCCUUUUCUCUUACUGUGCUGUCUGGAAACUAAGAAAUCACGCAAGGUAAUAAGUCCCAUCCACCUUAGACAUAUUUCAUAUCUCCACUUUCAGCUUCAAUUUCAUUCGCCACUUCUCAUCCCCAUGCUGCACCAUACCAAAGUUAUUAGACUAUAGAACUGACUGGGGAAAAGAGUCUGUAUUUAGUGCUACCAUUUCAUACACAGUACAGGAGUAGAGACAUUUGUUAAAGAACUCGGUUUGGCUUUCACCUCAGUCCAUCUGCUGUGUAGGCGGAGGGAGGGAGGGGUGUCAGUUAUCUUUCUGACCUCCAUUGUUCCUCGCAACAAUGAAACGUCUUCAUUAGUCUCUCGUGGGCGGGGAUUUCUCUCCUGUGCCGUGUGGCAGUCGAGAGUGAGAAGAAAGUAAAGAGAGAGAGUGGGGUGCAAAGCCAAGCCGGGCUGUUCUUUUGUCAUGUACUUUCUUUUGCGAAAGAGAAACAAAGCUCACCAUAUAAUAGUCACUCGAUCACUCACUCACUCGAUCACUCACUCACUCGAUCACUCACUCACUCACACACUCACCCACUCACCCACUCACUCACUCACUCACUCACUCACUCACUCACUCACCCAUUCACUCACUCACUCACUCACUCACUCGUUCACUCAUAACUGCACACAACAGCACUGACAACAUCCAUUCUAUUAGACUGGCCUGUUAGCAGCGUCCAAUUCACUCCUAUUCAGAAUCCAAUAUGACCAUUCAAAUUGAUAGAAACCAUGUUUAUUAUAUAUUAUGGCCAUAGUUAAACUCAAUAUUAAUGGAUUGGAUUUAUAUAUCCAUUUUUUUAAUGCUCAAAGCGGUUUACAUUAUAAGGGGGAGAAUCGCAUGUCAAUUUUAAUCCUGAAUCAAAAUAGAGUUGAUCCCAACUGUUACUCUUCACUUGAGCAUCCCCUUUAGCUAAAGUGUUAGUAGGGGUUAUAGGAAACCGGGCCCAUUUCGGCACUUUGUUAUCCCCAGGCAGCCACAGGUGACCCACUCGACUGGGCUGGAGGUCUUGGCCCUGGUUUCCCUUUCUGUCAGAGCUCACUCCAGGCGCACUACAUAGCCACGGGGUUAGCGAAGCCCCACUGGCCUAUACCCUCCCUCCUCCAGCUCCCAUCUCAAAUAGAAGCAGGACCCAAUGCCAGCUCUCUUCACACAUAACCCAGGUUUACUUGGCCCCUUCCAUAAUUUUUCCACCAAUUACCUCUGAUUUUCCCUCUGGCAAUUACUGCCCUACAUAAAAAUAAAGAUCCGUAAUUCCUCCCUAAGAGUGGGCCUGUACAUCCUGCGCAGAAGGAAUGCUGUCGUAAUUGGAGGCAGCUCUCCUGUACGUUUCUGGAUGGAGCAAGGGCCUGAUUUCAUGAUCGUCUGCCGCGCAAAUGAACGGCCAAUUAAAGGCCGUGGCUCGCACGGUGUCGGAAAGGUCGCCGGUAUAAUCAGCCAUUCAUUAGAGACUUUCAUUAAAAAAACACCAUCCAUAUCGUCUCUUCAGCCGCACCAGGCGACUCUCUUUGUAGCCCUUUUCUUGUGUUUUGUACUAGAUAACGAAUAAUUGACUGCUCGGAGUGUGGUACAGAAAUCAAUUAUGUUUUAUAAUAUAUCAAGUGUAUUGAUGUGGAGAAGGAAGUAGCCUAGUGAUAGCGAAUUGUCCUGCACUAUAUCAAGGCUGUGUAAUUCCAGUCUUGGAGGGCCGAAGCACUUCUGGUUUUAGUUUCUACCUGGUAGUUAAUUGCACACACCUGGUGUCUCAGGUCUGAAUCAGUCCCUGAUUAGGAGAGGAUGAAAACAAGAAGUACACUUUAUAGCCCUGCACUAUGUAGAUAUCUUUCAAAGGAUAAAUCUUUUUCACUGUUAUUAGUCUCAUCGUGCUACAGUCUGUAUGGCUCAAUAAAAAAUAUGGAAAAAAACAGGUAUCAUUUGUAUUGGUCAGGUGUGGUUCUAGUCACUAUGGUAGGGUUCCAGACCAUGUGGUAGGGUUAUUGUCCCUGUUCACAGGAGGUUGGUGGCACCUUAAUUGGGGAGGAGGGGCACAUGGUAAUGGCUGGAGCAGAAUAGGUGGAAAGGUAUCCAUGGUUUCCAUGUGUUUGAUGCCAUUCCAUUCGCUCUGUUCCAGCCAUUAUUAUGAGCCGUCCUCCCCUCAGCAGCCUCCACUGUCCCUGUUAUUGGGUUCUAGUCCCUAUUAUUAGAGUUUUAGUCUCUGGUAGGGUUCUAGUCCUUUUAGUAGGUUUCUAGUACAUGUGGUAGGGUUCUAGACCCUGUGAUAGGGUUAUAGACUAUGUUAUAUAUGGUUCUAACCCAUUGUCUCUCUCCAGAACCAACACACUGCUCUCAACCUGAAGGAGUCUCUGUUUGUGGGUGGUGCUCCUGAUUUCAGCCGGCUAGCAAGGGCCGCCUCGCUCAAAGAUGGCUUCAAGGGCGCCAUUCAGAAGGUGAGUGUCCUGUCCCCACACACAAUCCUCAGCAGAUAUGUUUAGCCACACACCCUGUUCAGAAGGUUAUGCAAACGUUUCUAUCAAUUCUGUAAAUUAUCAACAACUAUCGAUUAAAAAAAUAAAUAAUGUUUUAUUUAAAGUAUUAGACAUCAUUUAACUGAGACACAAUGUUGAAUCCACCUUAUACAUGGAUAGAUAUAUUUUGACACGAUUUAUGAUGGACAAGAACUAUCAGCUGCCUAUACUUGAUGACAGACCUUUACAGUGACUUUAACAACUUUAACCAAGGUCAACGAUCAGCUGGUUUUCAGUGCUGACGGUGUCUCAUUUCUUUUGGCUCACUGUACUAAUAAUAGAAUAGAACACAUUUGAUGUCCCUCCAUGUUUCUCAGCUCAGAUCUUUUCCCUGACAACUUUCCAGCUUGUUUGUUCUCCUCCGCAGCAAAAUGCUCGUCUUUGAGUGCCAGAAAUGGCUGUCUAAAACAAAGGCAGGAUGUUACUUAAUGCUAGCUAGCUUUUUCUCUUUCAAAACUUUCCCUUGAAAGCACCAAGUUAAUCAAAGCUCAGUCUAAAAGUAUGUUUUAGCAGUUAUUUGCUGAAUUAAUUAAUAAGUGACUUGUAAAGUAAAGUCGUUACUCAUGUGUCUUGAGUUUGAGACGAGUGGAGUUGAAAAGUGUAAUGUGUUGUAUGCAGUAUGUAUGCUGCAUCGACUUAUAUGUCAUGGCUAUUUAAUUACAGUCCUCGAGGGCCAUAGCCCUGCUGGUUUUCACUGUUUCCUUCUAAUCAAGGACUGAUUCAGACCUGGGACAUGAGGUCAAUGAAGGCUACACACUGCACUAUGACAGGUCUAAGUCCUCUCUCCUCCUCUCCAUCACCCGUCAGAUCACCCUGAUGGGCACGCCCAUCCUCCGGCAGGAGAACGCGCUGCACUCCAGUGACGUGGCCAUGUUCGAGGGCCACCUCUGCAGCCGUGAGCCCUGCCACAAUGGGGGUCGCUGCAACCCCCUGCUGGAGACCUACGAGUGUGUGUGCCUCCACGGCUUCACAGGCCCACACUGUCAGAACAGUAAGUGAACAAUGAUCCUGAACUCAAUGCAAUGUUUUGUCAGUAAUAUCAAUGUCAUGCUUGUCUUAGUGUCACCCUUUGAAGGAUGAAACAGAGUUACCCCUCUGUUUCAUCAUUCUCACACGUGCGCACACACACACAGACAUACAUGCUACACACAUACAUACUGCACACACAUACACUUUACCAACCCCAUUAACCUUGGCCGUAUGCCCUACUGUCCCUUUACAUUCAUUAAAACAAUAAGCGCAUGAACGCUCAUCCCAGAUCAUCACCAUCCAUUGCCAGACUCCAAUUAAAGGAGCCAUGUUUCCUAAUGAUUCAUGUGAUCUCAUUCAAUGUUCGUCUUCCUCCUUGUCCUCUUCCUCGCAGCUAUCUUCGAGAAGUCCGCCGGGGAAAUGGAGUCCAUUGCCUUUGAUGGCCGGACAUUCAUUGAGUACCACAACGCCGUCACCAAGAGGUAAGGGAGAUGCCAUCUUGUUCGUUGAUUCUAAUGCUAAUAGCCUCCAAUACUAAUUUUAAUUGGGUUGAGCAAAAUGGCCUCCGAUGUUAACACUAACCGGAAGUUGCGAAAUGGCUAAUGGUUAAUGGCCUCCCCAUUCAUAUUCCACUGCAGUAAGUGGCGGUGACAGAGUUGAUUAUUCCAGGCCCAUUAGGGGCUUCGUAGUGAACCGGGUGUUAGCUAAUAGUUCAACCACUUUCCCUGCACUGUCUCUGGUUUUGACUAAAUUUCGCUAAUUAGCGGCACGGCUAACAAUUACGGGAUCGCCCCGAGCGCCCCCCCCCCUCGCUCGCUGUGCGCCGAGGCGGACUGAGCCGACACACACUUAUACACGCACACACACACACACACCAUACCAUACCAGCAUAGCACAACAACCAUAUCAUCACUCUAUAGGCUUUGUUAAAAUGGGGUUUAAUUUAAUAUUAUUUUAGACUUAGAGUAUGUGCGACUGUGUCCCCUCAAAUUAGCAGUCCCAAAGUGUCGGUUGCCAUUUUUAAACACACACUAGCUAUAACAGGAAUAGCCGGAUGAUGUAGGUGUAAAUGGUUUCUAUACCGGGUGUGAAAGCGAGAAAAACGUAUUCUGCCUUCCAGGCAGCCGCUUAAACAUUUGAUCCUCUACCAUCCAUCUAUGUCUUCCAUGCUGGCUCUCACGCCCGCAGGUUGGCACGCAUUAAAUGUUUGUGAUGAUGAACCUGAAAGACAUGGAACAUAAGGCUCCCCAUCCAGAUCCAUUACAAGUCUUCCCACAACACUCUAAGGCGUGAAAAUGGGAGAAACAGACAGUGAAUUUGUGGUCUUAUGAGCACAACACAGAGCACAUGUGCAUGCAUGCACACACACACACACACACACACACACACACAAACAGGGCAAAUAUUAAGAGAGAAUUGUAAGAUCUGUCUGUAUCCUCUGUCUGUUGUCCUUGUUAAGCCUGUCAGAUGUCUGUGCUGCCGUCCAUCUGUCUGUCUUCUUCUGUCUCUUGUCUGUCCGUCUCAUAUGAGUGUUCCUUGUCUGUCCUUCUGCUGCACUCAAGCCAACUGACCAAUGAGAUUCCGGAGUAAGUACACAUAAAGGAGUCCCCAAUCUUCCCAGGUUUAGUCAAAGCCAGACUAACCUAACUAAUACAAAGCCAGACUAACCUAACUAAUACAAAGCCAGACUAACCUAACUAAUACAAAGCCAGACUAAUACAUUACGAUAGUUAACACAAAGUAAUAGAUUCUAUUUUUAUUUUCCUUCUAUAUCAUCUUCAUCAUCUUACCCUAUGCAAGAUAGCUAUCAUGUGUAUUAUAUUUAAAUUGGCCUACAGGAUUUUACAUUCAAACUCCAUGCCCAUAAUUGGAUUUGAUCUUUUCUCAUUACAAAUUCCUCAUCACACUCCAGUCUAAAUGAACGCAUGACUGCAUGAAUCCACAGAAAGCAGGUGCUAUACUGUAUGCAUGGUUGUAACUAUAUUCGCCACAACCAGAAGUAUAUCCACGUACCUUAUAUUGGAUGGUAUUAACUGUCAUGUUGAAAAGAAUGAGACCCCUUCUUAACUGCAAGAUUAUGGGCUGAAAUAUUCCCCUUCCUCGGUUUUGCUGCCAGUCCCACAUCGAUUAUUUAACUGACUCCUCUAGGGUAACAAUUAGAUCUUACUUUGUUAUUAGUUUCCUCUUCGCUGUCAUUAGCUUGGUAAGUAACCUCCUGAAAGAAAAACAGAAAGCAGGGAAGUUGGAUUUAGGUUGAUUUAUGCCAAGCAGAUUCACCAGAUAAUUCGAUAUCCACAUUCAAGCCCCUGUCAUUUCCGGUUAGUCCAAUCUCCAACUGCAAUUAUGAAUAAUUAUCGAGUCGGCGGCAGAGAAAAAGAACGACUGAAAUGUUAAUCAAAGAGUUAUUUCCUCUUUGUAAAAUUAUUUAAACGAAAGACCUCAAAUUGAGGCCGAGAGGGCAACGAUAUCCUUUAGGGCGAUGAUCAUUCGAGCUGGACUGGCCAGAUCGUUAAUAGUUGUCACUUCCUGUAAGAGCGAGGGGCGCGAUUAGUGGCCAAUCUAGGCCAAACCAGAGCUUGCCGGCAAUCUCUCUCCGAGCGAGUGGCAUCGAUUCAACCUUAUCUGGUGUUGAACAGGGAUUAAUGAAUGAAUUAACAAAUAAAUUAAUGAAUUCCUCAGAGGAACGUUAUUACAACGUUAUUACAACACACAGACCACCACUUUCACCCUGGGCUAAUGUUGCUGUUACUAUUUACAGCAGCCAAGAUCAGUCUUCAUUGGCUGAUGCCUCCUCUUUUGAAACCUUGGGUCGAUUCUCUCACGCAUCAUUAUUGGAGAGACCAAUGAUAUAGGGCUCCGUCUCUGAUAAUACGAUAUUUGACCCCAUUUUUGUUGAUUACCCAAUUUUUCUCAUUUGGCGCUUCCUUCACUCAAGAAGGCCACACACACACACCACACUGUCAUCAGACUCAGUAAUAGUAGUAGUAGUAGUGGAAAACUUAUCCCUAAGGGAAAAUUGGGUUUGCAGCCAAAUUAUGAAAAACAUUAUUACAUUGUUGCCCAACUCUCCCCUUAAGACACGUCUUGGGCACUGACUUGGAGUCCUAGUGGUGGUGUGGUUGUCGUCAUCCUCUGAGGACCUCAUUAUGUUGCUGUGCUGCUUCUGGACCGUGAUCGCAAUGGAUCUGCAGUACUGUAUCUCUGAUCACAGUAAAGCUCCUAGUACUUCGUAGUAUAUCCAUACUACCGUAUUACUUAGAAUGUAGUAAUGCAUUGGGCAUGCAUUUUAAGCAGUACGCUAGUAUGGACAUGAGAACGUAGCCACCCUGCUUUCCCAGCUCUCGAACAAAUAACUUGCUCUGUUUGCCACGUCUCCUUGUCUACGAAGCUCCUCUCUAUGCCGGGGUGACGAUACGUCACCCUGUAAGGGUCCUCGCGGGUCCUCCUUCCGCCCCCCUUCUUGCGCUUAUCGCAUGCCCUUCCAUUCUCUCCCCUGCUCCCUUAAAGUCCCGAGUCACUGGAGAACCCGUCAGAGCAGAGGUGAGUGUCCCCUGCAGCCUGGGGCUGUAGCCAGCGCUGUCUAACCAACCGCUAGCAUGCUGCCUCCCCAUCCAUCCCCACCCCCCUGACACAACCACCCGCAGGUUGCAGCCUAACCUCUCACAGCACAAGGAAACAGUAUUGGAGAGCCACACUAUUCAAUACUCUGGGCCCCAUAGAGAAAGUAUUGGAGGGCCACACUACUCUAUACACUGGGCCACUUAUGGAGACAGUAUUAUAGGGCCCCACUUAUUUGUUUAUCUGGAUCCCCAUUAGCUGUUGCAAUGGCAUCCAGGGUCUAUUAAGACAGAGUAGCUCAGUCGUCCCAAUCAUCUUCAGCACUAGCAGCCAAAACACCAUCCAGCCUUGCAAUCUCUAUGCAAUGUUCUCCACCUUCAAUCUCUAUGCAAUGUUCUCCAUACAAGCCUAGCAAUGCUCUAUUUACUACUGCCAUCUAGAGGCAAUUGGGUGCACAGCACUUUAUAAGCCUUUUUUUUUUUUUACUUCAAUCGAUGAGGAAUAAAAGACGAGAACAAAACUCCAUAACGUUAGUCUAUUAUUCAUCCAGAAAGUAAGCCACCUUGAUAGCAUUUAAAAUACUGCAUACCUGCCUUGUUUCACAUGCUGUCCUUAAUUCAAUUCAAACUUUGUCCCUGCAGGGAAAUGUAUUAUGCAGCCAGGAGUCCAACGCAUAAUAAGUCUAGUCAAUAUAGUAUAAAUACAGUAGUAUAGUAUAUCCUUAUUCUGAUGACUGGGGCCUUAUUAUUCCUGACAAUCCAUCCUGGUGAGGAUUUAUUUAACCUUGUCCCCAGGCUAUUGCGCACAGAAGUCUGGUGCGUAACACUAUGGCUUUGUCUGAAAUGGCACCCUAUUUCCUAUAUAGUGCACUACUUUUGACCACGGUCCGUAUAGGGCUCUGUUCAAAAGUAGUGCACUAUAUAGGGAAUAGGGUGCCAUUUCAGACACAGCUUAUGAUUUAUUUGGGGCCCUGGGUACUGUGAGGGUUAGGCCAGGGGAAAGGAGUCCAAAUAUUAUAUGAGUUUAUCUACCGACCGUUUGUGUCUAGUGGGUUUCUUUGACACUUCAUUCAUUAGUCACUCUGUUUUGUUUGUUGUUCUUCAGUGAAUUGAAUGUGUCUUUUUAGAAAGGAAACUUUUCCCUUGGAAAUCUUAAACUCAAAUGUGGUUGCGGUGUAUUAAGAGACGCAUCCAAUUCCACUUUGCACUCCUUCCUCUCUGCUGGGUCAAAUACUGUACAUGUGUCAACCCCCUGUUGGCCAUACCUGAGCAGAAACCAAAUUAGAAGCCUUAAUUAAACAAUCAGUUCAAUCUCUUUACCCCUGUUAGCUCAUUAGCAGUAGCCCCGUUUUUGGCCAGCCUGAUGACAGAAUCAAGUCAAAUCAAACUUGAUUUAAAGUGGAUCGAUUUAGGCGUAGUCUGCUGUAAUUUUCUUCUCCUCUCCCCAUGUCCUGUGAAUAACCCCCUGUGCUCCCAUGAGCCUCUGUCUGUGCUGACUUGUUUCGUAUACGUGUCAUGUCUGUCUCUUGUAAUCUGUGUCUUGUGUUCCGUGUCGUUCUGUUCUGUUCUGUGUGCUUUCUGUCCUCUGUGUGCUUUGCCUGUGUUUGUCUCCGUUUUUUGUUUACGAUCCUUUUGAAAACUGUGUAAGUAGUUGAGCCUUGUCGGCAUCACAAUACAUUACAGCGAUACCGAUUGGUGACAAACACACACACACACACACACACACACACACAGGGGGAACCGUGGAGAACAAAGGAGCUAUUUUUAUAAAUAGCAUCCCUUCAGGAGUGUUUGUGUUUGAGGUCUGUACCAAAUGGAGCUGUGUCUGUAUGUGCAUGAACAUGUUCCUGUGUGUGUGCGAGUGCAUGAAUGUGUGUGUGUGUGUGUGUGUGUGUGUGUGUGCAAACCACCACCCCAGCUCCAGUCAGGCUUUGAGCAGCGGCCCCACUCUCCUAGAGCCGACACAGCUGUGACAGUGACACAGAGCACUCCUCCAUAGGAAAAGCCAGGAUGUCCCCGGGUCUCCACCCUUCUCCCCUCCACCCCUGUCCCCAGCUCCCUGACUCCCCCGUAGCACUGGCAGUUCAGAGACUAUGAUCAAACAGCACUUCAGACAGCUAGCUCCAAACCCCCCUGCAUCCUGCCCCGGUCCCUCCCCACAACAACCACCACCACCUCACAGGAAGAACAGAGGAGAGCUACUGCACAGUUAACCCAGGAGAGAGAGAUAGAGGAAAAGAGAGCUGGACAUACCCAGGAUGAAGUGGAAACAUCAUAGCUGAUCCAAUAGUCUUUACCUAAUCUUCCUUUCACUGUCAUCUUCUCCUUUGCCUCAUAGGCAGCAGCAGGUUAAAGGACCUGAGAGGAUUCCCACCAUGACCCUGUCAAGUGCUUUCAGAUCAGUUGUUAUGAAGGAAUCUAGGCAAGGAAUUAGGAUGCCAGUAGUGUAUUGGGACAGAGCCAUCACCGGCCACUACCAUUUCGGAUACACCCCGUCACUAUCAACCUUGAAUCACCUCUUGGGGUUCAUACAGCCAACACAGCCAGUAUGCAAACGUGCAAAUUUCACGAUCACCUAACUUCCUCUUCACUUCACUAACCAUUGUAACUCUCCUCCCCCUCCCCCGCAGUGAGAAGGCCCUGCUGGUGAACAAGUUUGAACUGAGCAUUAAGACAGAGGCCACCCAGGGCCUGGUGCUGUGGAGUGGUAAGGGCGUGGAGCGAUCUGACUACAUCGCCCUGGCUGUGGUGGAUGGCCGUGUGCAGAUGACCUAUGACCUGGGCUCCAAGCCUGUGGUGCUGCGCUCAACGGUCCGCGUCAACACCAACCGCUGGAUCCGCAUCAAGGCCAGCAGGUAAGACGUGCGAACGUGACCGUGAACAGAAGUGGUUCACUACUCAUGGUACACCCGUGGUUCCAUGAACAUUGUUGUUGUUGAAGUAUAGGAUAGCCUGUAUUGGUGAUAUUUUGUUUUAGGCCAAAUCCGCACUUCAACUUCACUUGAAAAGUUAACAUUUGACUUAAGUGGAAGUUAUGGAAUUCACCCCUAAAUUAAUAUUUAUUUUAGUAAUCAUUUAGUGAAAGAAAAUGACCAAACAGUGGAACAAAGUCAUGAAAUGUUCAACGUAAAGUUCAGCAUACAGAGUGUAUGGUUUUCAUAUUCGCUAGCUUUGGGUUAGCUUUUAUGCCACAGCAUUUAAAAGAAAGAUCCUCUCAAAAUAUAUUUUUGUAUUUUUUUCAUUAGUCCACUGUUAGUACUGUCCAAAAAAUUCAUGUUUCCUUUAAGUGUGAGGUCAUGUGUUAUGAAUGUUAUUACUUUGUCUGACAUCUCUUCUACUCGAAGCACACUAUGACAUAAGUGCUUACUUACCACAUAGUGAAGAUUUGAUUCCUUUGAAUCCAUGAAAGUUGGUCUCUGUAAUUUAGGCUCAGUGCGAUUGACAGACUGCUAAGUGACUGGCUGUGUCUGAAAUGGCACCCUAUUCACUAUAAGGUACACUACUUUUCUGGUCGAAACUUAUAUAGGGAAUAGGGUGCCAUUUCGGAUGCAAUUUCUCUCUCCCAUUCCCUCAAUCAACUGCUAAGCACACAAUCAUCAGAGCAGUGAAGACUUGAUUACUCUGUGAAGUCUUGAUUUCUGCUACAUGUCAGUUGAAGUGGAAUUUACGAUGAUGUAGCAGACAGGCUGUAAACAAAUGUUAUCUUCCCCCCAUCUCUCUCUCUCUCUCUCCUCUCUCUCUCUCUCUCUCUCUCUCUCUCUCUCUCUCUCUCUCUCUCUCUCUCUCUCUCUCUCUCUCUCUCUCUCUCUCUCUCUCUCUCCCUGCCUCUAUCUAUCCCCUCUCCCUCUACCUCCCCCCUUCUCUCUCACUCCCCUCCCUCUACCUCUCCCACCCGCUCUUUCUCCAUCUCCCAAUCUAUUCUUCCUCCUCCCCCUCUCUUAGAGCACUUAGGGACGGCUCUCUCCAGGUGGGCAACGAGGCGGCGGUCACGGGGUCGUCGCCCCUGGCAGCCACUCAGCUGGAUACAGACGGAGCCCUCUGGUUGGGUAGGUGGACUAAUGAGCUUGCGUCUUGGGGUUUACACAGACAGGCAGACAGGCAGAAACACAGACAGAAACACAGACACUCACACAACCUCUGGUUUGGUUGGUUCUGCAUAUAUCAAUCUGUCAGACACUAAAAUGCUGUUUUUAGAAAGAGCAAAUGGCAAGUGAGGAAAUGCUUAUCAGAGCAGGUCUAACAUUCUUCUAACAGUGCAUAGAACAUGGACUAGUGACCGAGGUACCGUUGAGCAACACAUAGGGUUAACCUGAAAUCCAUCUCACAUAGUACAUUUCCAGCUGUAACGAUGGUAGAAGUGUGCCAGAAAUGAGGAAUGCACUCACUCUGCAUUGCAAUGGAUGACAAAGAACUCGCUGGCAUGAAAAUAAUUGGUCUGAAAUGUGAGAUGAUUGUCCAACUCUAUUCAUGUAUUGGUUUGAGAAAUAAAGCUCUCUGACUAACCUCAAAAGUUCUCUGCUCAAGGUUGGCCCGUUAUCUUCUUAAGUUCCAUUUGGCCUGAACUUCGCUCAGAGAAAUGGCUUUUGAAAGAGCACACGCUGUGUCUAGAUGGAACAUUCGGAGGAAAUAGAAAAAAAUCACUUUCAAAUGCAUGUGGUCGUGCAAUGUGGUGGGAAGGUGUAUGUUUGAGCGAGGAGAGCCAGCUACAGGGACACAUGUCACACAUACACACACUAUUUCUCUCUCACACACAAACACACACUAAUGACACACCACACAAGCACACUGCUGUGGUUCCAAACAGGUGCUGAGCACACCCCGCGGCUAGAAUACAUUAUCCUUUCAGCAGGCCGCUCCUCUCUUUUAAAUCCCCCUCUUUCACCGCUCAUCAUUAAUUCAUCUGUAACUCGCAUGAAAUUAGCCCUGUCGAUCCCCGAAUCAGAGGCACGCAAUCCGAUUAGAGGGGACAGAGAGAAGAGACGGAAGGGGGGAAAGGGCUCGACGGAGAGAGGCAAACUCGCGGCGGAAUAAAACGAGAGAAAGAGAGAGAGCGAGAGAGAGAGAGAGCGAGAGAGAGCGAGAGAGAGAGAGAAACGGCGAGUAAUACAGGUGACAUAUCAGAAGGCCGACUCCCAUUGAAAAUGAAAGCAAGGUAAAUUCCAGUGAUUGUGGUAGCGCAGUCCUCCAGAGGACCACCGGUUUGAUGUCCUGUUCACCAGAGCUUCAUGUGUCUCUCUCUUCAUCUACAGCCAGUGUCAACAUCACACAGUAGUUAGUUACCCUUUGUGGCAUGAAACAUGUUCGCUUGUAGGGAGAUGCAAGGGAUGUGACCUCUAUCUAUCUGUGUGUGUGUGCAUGUGUUUGUUGUGUGUCUGUCUGUCCAUGCACCUCGGACACUGUAGGUCUCCUCUUUUCAUGAGUUCUAAAUCCCUCUCUCUCUCUCUCUCUCUCUCUCUCUCUCUUCCCCCCCUCAUUCUCACAGGUGGCUUGGAGGAGUUGGCGGUGGCCCGCAGACUGCCUAAGGCCUACAGCACUGGCUUCGUGGGCUGUGUAAAGGAUGUCGUGGUAGAUGGCGUGGAGCUCCACCUGGUGGAGGACGCCCUGAACAGCCCCAAAAUAUUACACUGUUCCGCCUCUGGCACAGCCACCAAGGCCAAAAAAUAGCCUGGCUAAAAUCACUCCCUCCAUAAACACCAUGUCUACUGCUGUAAUUAUUUUAUAUUUUUGUAUACUUUUCAUUGCUUUUUAUAUUGAAAAUAAAAAGAAUAUGUUGUUUUAAUUUUUUUUUUUUUUUUUU